CUUUAUGAUACAUGGUUUAUUUACACAUAUAUACAGCCUGAAUCCAACAGAGGAAUGUCCAGCAAUACAGUCCAACAGGUUCUGGCCUCUCCCAUAGACACAACAUUGGAUUCAAAACAAAUAGCACCCUGCUUUUCUUGGCUGUCUCACUCUAACCUAUUGCUUAGUAACUGCUCCUUAACUCCGAGAACAGGGCAAUAUAUAAAUUCAAUAAACAACAACUCCACUUUAGGUUCCAUGAUGGAGGACAGCCAAGGUGGGAUAUAAAUACAGUACAAAUUACUGAACAAAAAAACAAACAAACAUGCUAGUGUGGAUGCAGACCAACUACAUUUACUUUGCCGGAUGAGCAAUCAGCAAGUUGCCAGUUGCACAGUUUGCAUUUAUUUAUUUGUGCAAGGGGUUUAUGGAUCGUUUUUCAGGUGGACACCACUAAGUGUUUUUACCACAGAUUAUGACAAGCUUUGGGGUUGUUUUUUUAUUUAUUAAAAGAAAGUUAAGAUAAAACAAGGGCAACAGUUUGCUUAGAAAUAAGAGAUAUCCAGAAGCCCCUGCGGUGCAGGUCAGGGGGGCGCGGCUGGGGGGCGGCAGGUCUCUCUUGUUUUCUGAUCCCUUCGAGGAAAGGCGGUCCUUCAGAAGCUUAAUGUCGGAUAUAUAGCGAUACGUAAGUAAAAAAGAAAAGAAAACCCAGUGUCUGUGUGCAUCUUCAUGUACGCUUGGAAAACGCCAUGCGUAUGAAAGUCAGCACCGUGCGUGCGUCUCUUUGUGUGCAAAGUGGCUUCGCUGCACUUGCUGCACGUUCUUACGAGCGCUUAUAGACGAGUUGCGACACUUGCCGCCGAAUACGUGCUUAAGCACGAAAAAAACCUGCCUAAUUUAAAACACGCCGCGCCAGGGACCUUUGCGCGCGCCGUUAAGAAGUGCCGACACAACGCCUGGAUCGGCGGCGACGCCACAUGCCGAGCUUCCAUUCGCAGCAGCGGCAGUUCCAGGUCUGGCUGCGCGCGCGGAUCUAUAGUAAUCUUGUCUAUAUAUAGCUUCCCUCCGCGCGGCGUCAGGGCUAUCCUGUCAGCUCCCUCCCGCCGCCGCCUCCUUGUUUGUUGCGUAUGAACGAGGAGCCGCGCUUCUCUCCUCUCGCCGCCUCUCCUGUAGGGGGCGCUAGAGUACCUCGUCUGCUUCCCCUUCCCUCAGAGGACACUCAGGCAGCCCGCAGCGCCAGGCGUGAGGUAAAAAGAGCUAGUAAGAAGCAGAGGGAAAGAGGGGGGGGGGGAUGGCGCACGCGCGCUCUCACUCUCUCUUCCCCAGACGUCACGUGAUAAUGAAAAGCCUUCUCCCCCUCCCCUCCCUUUUCUAUUUAUUUAUUUCCCUCUCUGUCUCUUUCCCCGUUGGCCACGCGACUGCUUCAGGCCACCAGGGGGCGCCGCCUCAGGGCAGGACUGUCUGAUUGGUUGGCUGCGGCGAACGAGCGCUGUUGAUCAAGCAAGGAGGGAGGGGGGCGAAAGAGAGAGAGGGAAAAGGCCCAACGGCUGCGGCGGCGGCGGUUGGCGGCGCGAGACUCUUUCAGCGCGCCGUGCGUGACGCGGCGUUCCGAGAGGGAAGGUCGGAGGAGGAGCGACGGCGAGGUGAAGGCGCAGGCGAGGCGAAGUGUGUGAGGAGAAGCUGCUGCUGCUGCUCUCGCUGCGGCGGCGGCGGGCGGCGUGAGCCGGGGACGCGAUGUGAGGUUUCCACACGGCCCGGCCCGGCAGGGCAGGAGGCGACGCCCGGCGGGCGGGCAAAGGUGAGAGAGGCUGUGGACGAGGUUGGCCCGCCGCCUUCGCGCACAACUGCCUGCCUAUCCCGGUGCGGAAGCGGCGCUUGUUGUGUCUGAAGCGGCAGCGGGGGAGGCCCCCAUGUGGCGCGUACACACGGCGCAGGCAGACACGAGGGUUGCCUGACCCUGCAAGUCUCACGGAGGAGGCGGGCGAGGGACCAAAGCUUGGGCAGGCCGGCCGGCGGGCCUCCCUCCUGGCUGGCAAGCGGGGCUUGGGUUGCUCGCUUCUCCUGAGGGGAGAGGGCGGUCGGCUGUUUUAAGUCAGCGAAGCCUCGGCCUCCUCGAAGGCGCCAACCCGGUUGACGCCGCCGCAGCCGCCGCCGCUGCCCUUAGUUCCGGAUCAGCGUCGUUGGCAAGCCGAGCACGUCCUGGGAACCAUGGCGGUGCCUGGCAGCUUUUUCCCAUCACUGCAGCUGCCUUGCUGGUGGCUGCACAGCUCGCACUCGGCGUGAGGAAGUGGGGAUGCCCGGGGUUUAUCUACUGACACGGAAGGAGAUGCUGUUUAUUCCGUGCUCCUUCCUCUGCGUCUUCAGGCGCCCGUGCCCAUUGCAAAACUAAGACGCCGGCUACUCAGGCUCGGGGUUUAAAAGAAAAAGGGGAAAGCGGGUAGAAAGGAAAGAGCGGUGCCGCAUGAAGGCUGGCGCGAGUUAGAUGCAACAGGAUUUCACAGCUGGGUUGCGAUAAGAAACAUGUUUCCAGUUGCUUGUGGAGGACAGGGACGAAGACAGUUGCUCAGAUGGGAUCAUUUCUUAUUUCUUUGAGGGUAUAUAUUGUUCAAGCAGCCGUCAUUCAUCGUUACGUGUAUUCGACAGCUACCCAGUUUGCACGUUUCAGUCCCAUAAUUCUUGCAAGGGAGGAUGGAAUUUCUUGCCCUAAUAAUACGUACUGCCCUAGAGGUUCAGAACAAAAGGUCAAAUAGAAGUCUUCGUACAUAUCUUUAUAUGCUUAAUCACUAGUGAACACCAGAGGCUGUAGUUAGAUAAGAUCCUUAUAACAGCUUCGUUAAACUAAAGAUAAUUAAACACACCUAGUCUCUGAAGACCUUUCAUUUGCUAUCUUGUCUCUUGUGUGACAUUAACUUUUUUCCUGACAUUGGCCUUUUAUUCUGUCUCUGUAAGGCUAGUUUUACCUGCUGAUUGAUUGAACAUUGCAGAUCAUUACUAGUGGGGGUAGCAUUAGAAAGACCACAUAAUAAAAAGAUCUUUUUACUUAUAAAACCAAAAAAAUAAAACUAUUUUUUUCUUAAUGGCUGUUCUGAAGCUUCUCGUUCACAGGGCAAAACCAUUCUGCCUUUUGGUAGUAUGUAUGCUUUGGAUUAUGUGUUGAGUCAGAAGAAAGACACUAACUUGGGGAAUGUCCCACUGAAUAAUGUGGGCCUGAGAUCUGAGCCUUGGUCAUAACUUGACCUUCCGCUAACCCAAUGAAACCUGGAAAUUUAAUAGGAAGAAUUGCCCCAGCAUUGGGUAUUGGUAUACCUAGCUGAAAAUCUACCUGAAGUACAUCUUUAGGCCUAUAUGUUAUAAUUAAAUCAUGUGGUUAGCUUUUUAUGGAAAAUUGAGGCAACUUGAUGAUCAAGUUUGGUUGGACCAUACCCUUAACAUUCAAAGUAAUUUCCUUCCAAGACAUGUUAUUUAUUUAUUUUUGUUUGUGGGUUUUUUACAUGCAUCUCAAGGUGAUGCACAGACAUACAGUAAAAACAGCUAAAAUAUUUUUUAAAACAGAGAUUUCUGCAGAGUCACAAUUGGACCCAUGCCAGUCCCAAAACCUAUUCCCGCCCCUGUGAGUCCACUCUCACAGGCUGACUUGACUUGCAAGUAUCUGUUUUAUGUUUAUUGAAAUAUCAGCUAGUCAUGAUGGCUGUGUGCCAGCUCAAAAAUUGGAAUACUGGUUCCCAGGAAGCACAAGUGGGGACAGUACUGUUGUAUUCAAGUCUUGUUUGCAGGUUUUCCGUAGGCAUCUCAUUUGACCGCUGUGAAAACAGGAUGCUGGACUAGGUCGGUCUUGGUCUGAUUUAACAGGGUUCUUAGAUUCUAAUGCUCUGUAUGUUUAUUAUUACUUUCUUUCUAGAAAGCUUGUUGGUGUCUCUUGUAUCUUUCUCUUACAUCAAGUAUGUCAGCUUAUAUUAUGGAUGGAUAUUUUGUAUUAUUAUUACAGUUGUAUCUUGGAUCUCAAACAGAAUGCAUUCCGGGAGUCCGUUCGACUCCCGAAACCAUUUGAAAACAAAAGCACAGCUUCCGAUUGGCUGCAGGAGUGUCCUACAGCCAAUUGGAAGCUGCGCCGGAUGUUCGGCUUCCGAAAAUCGUUCAAAAACCAGAACACACACUCCUGGUUUUCGAUCGUUCGGGAGCCGAAAUGUACAAGUUCCAAGGUGUUCAGCAACCAAGGUACAACUGUAUUGUACUAUUAGUACAAGUCUGUCAUGCCCUUUGGCUAGAAUAAGAAACUUAAGAACUGCACUGAACUUUCUUUCUAACUAGGGAACUUUGAUAGUCUGGAUUGGGCUGAUCAUUGGAGGCAGGGGGUACAAUUGUGUAUGUACAGUAUUGCUUAGUAGCAGAGAACAUCUAAGCAUGUAUUGUUCAUAAUUUACUGUGGGUGGGAGUUUACCCUACUUCAGUACAAGCCAUCGUGACUUACUAGAGCAAAAUAAAAUCAUAAGCACAUCAAAAAAAUUGCACAAUCAAGAACAGCACCAUAAAAGUUUUUUUAAGUGAAUAAAGCAUUCUUGAUGCAACUGCUAUAGCAGACAAAUUGUGUUUUGGACAGCUUUGCCUUUGACCUUCAGGGCUUCACUGAUGGAAGUGGAUUGAAGGGCUGAACUGACUUGAAGCAAUUCCACAUUUUUGUAGUCACCAACUACCACUGGAUCUUCACCAUGCAUAAGAUGAACUUAAACAGUCAUAGUUGGUGCUAAGUCAUAAUUAAGCAUUAUGUCUACACAAUGCUUCGUUGGUUUUAAAGCAAGCCAACUUCACACCAUGAAUUAUGAAGCUAGUUUGUUAAACUAAUCAGAGUUCAUUGUAAACCAUGAUCUCUGAUCUUGAGACACAACAAGCUGAGCUUUAGGGAAAGCAAGACUUAACUUAGUUGUUGCAGCUAAGAGAGGGAUAGUGGAAUGUGUGAGACUGAGGUUCAGUUGGAUUCAUUCCAGGUUGUACAUACCAAACCAUGUUUAAACCAUGGUGUGAAAUCAGUCACAGUAUUUUAAAGAUGCUAACUGAACUCUUCGUUAGCUUUCUAUCUAGAAGAACUCACAACACAGAUCUGAGUUCUCCUUGUUAAUUAAUAAGCUGUCAGUAUACAUAAUUAUUCACUAAAGUUGACACAUCCAUAUACUGUAGUAUAGAAUGCUUGUAAAAGUUACACUUGGAAUCUCCGCAAGUUGACAUAAUUAGUCCUUUAAUUUUUAGGGAAGGAAAAUUGUUUAUAAUGGAUACUUCUGUUAACAAAUACUCAUGUCUCUGGAAAUCAUGUUUUCACAUUUUGCUUCCAUAUCCAAAAGCAAACUCUGGCUCAGCAACUUUUCAAGCACAGAAUCUGUGCUGUAUCUUGGGUGUCAUCCCAGCCCUUAUGUGGAUACCCUAUGUGUGAUUGCUGUGCCUUGUUUUCAUGGCCAGAUCAUCUGUGCUUUGCAUGGUUACUUGUCUCAGGCUUUUCACACCAUGCAUUUCUAGUGCAGUUUUGUAUUUAACAACUUGUGGGUUGCCAUGGGUGACAAGGAAUUCUGUACAGGUGAAUGAGUGGGCUGGAGGAGAAGUAAUAGUUCACUCCAUCCAUUCUGGCUGUAGAGGAAAGGAAGCCCCUGCCUUUGUGGCCAACACCAAGGCAUAGCAGGCUUGUGGAAGAACGACCUGGGUUGGAUUGCAUUCUGUUAAAUAUAUUUAGUCAGUGUUUGAAACUCCCAUUGUUCUAGGUGCAUUUUGCGACAGGGAGACUGGAGAAGAUACUUUCUUAAGAAUAUUAGGGGAGUUGGCAGGGGAAAGACUAGACCCUGUGAAAAAUGAACAUAAUAUUUUCGCUGCAGUUCAUUCAUUUUCAGCUUUGUAUUCUUGUUAUAAAAAAGCACGCUUAGACAUUCCGUUGUUGUGCCCAUAACCUAGGCCUAAGGUGCCAUUUAGCUCUUAGCUUUCAUAUCUCAGUUUCUAACACUGCAUUUAGUUCCCAUAGAAAUAAAGAGGACCUACAUUGGUAAAGACUUACAUUGAUUUCAUUGAUAAGUACAGCUAAGUUAGCCUGGGUAUAAUCCAAUAUAUGGUAUAAAAUUAAAGCACAGAAUUUUAAUUUGCUUUUUAUAACUAGCCCCACACUACAAUUUAAAUUUCUGUUUAAGAAACAGUGCAGAAGAGUUAAUGGUGGCAGUUUCCACCUGUUCUUUUAAAGAGUGCAAACACUCUAUGAAUAUUGUUUCUACUCCUCCUUUUAAAGAGCAUUAGUUUAACCUAUGUGACUUCAGAGAUUGAAAUAACAUUAUACUGAUACACAUGGGGAUUUUUUGAACCCCUUGAUUAUCUUUGUGGUAGUCCCAAACACCGUAUGUCUUGUGUAUCUGUUAGGUUAAUCUUCACAGAAUUGUGUGGUAGUGGCUACGCAAGUGGAACUAAUUGACAUAAGAUUCUCCCUAAUAGGAGGUCCUAGAGAAGGUGCUCUCCAUUUCCACACAAAGCAAAUAGUUGCAGAAUGCAUAGAAAAUGUAGGAUAGCUUAUAACCAUUCUACUGAAUGGCAAUUUCAAAACACCAAAAGAAUGCUAUGCCAAUAAUAUGAAGAUGAAAACACUAACCCAAAAAUGCAUCUGCAGAAGACGGUGACUAUACCUUAUAGUUUGUGUGUACACACUCUGAAUAUGGGGUAGAAGUGCCUAUAUAGAUUUUGAAGAUAAAUGUGUGGCUUCCUACUUGAGAAAAUCGGAUAGGAAUAUGACCAAUCAAUGUAGAAAGUAAAAUAAAUUCAUAUUUGUGCUGCUUGUACUUGGGUAGUAAAAUAUCAAAAAUAAGGCAGCAGAUUCAGAGGUGUUUCCCAAUGUGUAACUGUUCAGAGCCCAUCUGCUUCUGCAACUGCUUUCUAAAAAUGAACUGUCUGUAAGAAUAGAGCCAUGAAAGCAUGCCUGUUUGGCUGAAGAACUGUAGACACUUCCAAAUCUCAAUGUUGAAGAUGAGUAUUCUGUGCUUUGGUAUUUUGUUUUAAGACUUUAGAAGCUCUUUUCCCCCAAGAGAGCUAGGAAGGGACAAAGGUAGUCAGGCUAGGAUGAAGGAGAUCUAGUUUCAAAUCCCUUUGGUCUCACCUGCUCCUCAAGCAGGUUUAUUCAAAGGAUUUGAAUAAAUAAGAAUUGUGCAUACUUUGAAUUGUGCUUCAAAUUAUUGAUGGCAUCCAGCAGUAAAGAAUUCAACCUAAGAAUAACAAAACACUAUACUUGUUAUCUAGAACGCAGAAUAGCAAAAUGAUGGUCCUGGGAUGGAACAGGGGUCUCCAAUGCAUCCUGUAUUGUGGUAGUAAAGUAACAAAGAAUGCCAUUGUGUUCUUAAUUUAUGUCUAUGCUACUCAAAUUACCUUUCAGGGUUGGGGGUGUAAUAUCAGGCAGGUUGUGGCAGGACUGAUGCAAUUACUUCCUUGUUUGGAUCCCCUGGAGGAAAUAAUAAUUGACCAUUUUCCAACUUGUUAUCAGAAGGCAUGAUGUUUGAUUUACAGUGAAGUGUUAAGGAGGUGAGGUAACUUUCACCCACUAGAGUACUGCUGGGUAAUGUAUCUGGAAUCCUGAGGCAGGGUAUUUACCAGUCCUACUUACCCCCCCCCCCAAAGUUUAACUUGCCUUAGUGAGUAUUCUACUGCCCUCUGGCAAUGCAGUGGCCCCUGGGCAUGCUUCAACCUUGGAGCUUGAGGAGGGGAGCAUAUAUUGUCUCUAAACCUGAGCUGAGCUUUAGACGUUCUCAGUGCAACUCUAGGCACAAUCCCCUUCCUAAACCCAUGUUGGAAAGAAACCUGAGAUCCAUUUUGGUUCAGUCUUUCUGAAGUGGUUUGAGCACUUCAGAACUGCAGAGCCAAUGCAAACACAAGCCUCCCUGUCUGGCUUCAAGUUGGAGAGGGUGUCUGAGGCUUGUUUCCACACAUUGCAGUUUGAAGAACAAUGUGUCAACCCACCCCUCUUUUUCCAAGCUUAGUGUUGUGGGGAGGAGCAAUGGGUUGUUUUUGAAUUUCCAAGGUGCAGUGUGUGAGGUCAGGAGGGAGGGAGCAGCAGUGUCCUGGCAACCAUACAUUUUGAGUUGGCUGCCCAAAAUGUAUGGAUUCCUACCUUUUGUUGUGCUUUCUGACUGUUGGGGUGUGUGCUAAUGCUCUUCUCUCGAAAGUUCUCCAUCAGUGAGUUCCCACUUUUGUGCUCUGUGUUCUAAAGAUAUGGAACUAAAUCUGGCAUGGCUAACUUCUUUUGGACCAAGAUCCACAUUGACAGUCAUCCUUCUGAGGGCAACAUGCCAGUGGUGGUGUGGCCAAUACACACACACAAUGCAACAAGUGCGUACACUCACUACACAUGCAGUCGUGCAGCACUCUCCCUCUCUUGUGUCACACACUGCACACACAUGCAGUCAAACACUAUACAUAAGCUGUCACAGCUGCCGAAGCAGACAUACAGUUAACACACAUGCAUGCCGCCAGACUUUCAUUCAACAUUUGCAGCUCUCUGGAAACGCUGCUUUUUUUCUUUGACACUCAGCAUUCUGUGCAAAGUAAAUGGCAGCAUUUUAACCUACUUCAGUGCUACGCUGGAGGAAAACCCGCCUUUUACUCUGAAACAGCAGACAGAGGGCUUAUCUCUGAUAUCCGCACUGUGGUUCUUAGCACUGCAAUGAGGCUACAUCAUUUUAGCCCAGUAAUAGGCCCUGAUUCAGCAAGCCAAGCCACAGGAAGUUGUCUGCCAGCGUCCAAGCACCAUCUCCUAAUCUCAAGAGGGGGAAAAAAUCCCUCUGACAUUGCAUCUAGUUUGUCCUAAAUGUCACAAUGUCAACUGCUAUUUUGGUUUGUACAGCUAGGUGAGAGGUUAUUUGAAAGAUUGGGCCAGAAUAUAGGCAAAUAACACCUAGGGUUCAAGAUAGACUUAAGUUGUGCAAUAUUAGGUUAAAGAUUUCUAAAGUGUUUGCAUACAUGUGAAUUUAUAUUUUGUGGUAAGAGAAUGGAUACAUCAGGUGUGCUGUUUAAAGUCUUCCCAAUGUAAAUAUUUGUAGCUCCUACACCUCAAUUUGAAAUUAUAUAAUAGUAAUACUGACAAUAUUUGUUUGUUUUUUUUCUCCUUAAAUAGCUUCACUAUGAAGGAAGGUGGAUGGAGAAAAAGAGCCAGUGACAGAGAUGGCUGGGGAGGAUGGGUAUGUUCAAAUCUAAAAUUAUAAACAUAACAUUUUAGAGUGUUAGCUUGCUUUUUACUAGUGUUUAUAGGUAGCUUUAACAUAACUAUUUUAUUUCUAUAAUAAUAGCCAUACCGUUUUCAUCUCUGACUUAUGCAAAGAGUAAUGGAUGUUUAGAUAAUACUAUCCAGUUCUUAUGGGACAUUGGCUAGAAAAAUUGCCUAUGAUAUAUUUUUUUUCUUGUGCUUAUGCAGAACAUUCAGGUUUUUGUAGGUGCUUAGUAGUGAGUUGGCUGUGAUUUUGACCCUGCUAAGGAUUAUUAGUUGCAUUAUAUUUGUAUUAUUAUGUAAUACAAUAUACAGUGGUGCCCCGCAAGACGAAUGCCUCGCAAGACGGAAAACUCGCUAGACGAAAGAGUUUUCCGUUUUGGAGGUGCCUCGCAAAACAAAUCUGCUAUGGGCUUGCUUCGCAAGACGAAAAUGUCUUGCGAGUUCCUGGGUUUUUUUUUUCCUUUCCCCCCUCUUUUUCUAAGUCGCUAAGCCGCUUAUCUGCUUAUCCGAUAAGCUGAUAAGCUGCUAAAAGCCGCUAAUAGCGCUAAUAGCGCUAAUCCGCUAAUCCCGUCAAUGGGCUUGCUUCGCAAGACGAAAAAACCGCUAGAUGAAGAGACUCCCAGAACGGAUUCUUUUCGUCUUGCGAGGCACCACUGUAUUAUAAUACAUAGUAUAUUAUUAUAGUAUAUUGUAAUACAUAUAUUGUAAUAUAUCUAUUACAUACAUGUAUUAAAUAUAUAUAUUAUUUAACACUCCCUUGAGAUCCAAUGUUGAAAAGUGGUAUUAAAAUAUUCUAAUAAUAAAAUAAAUAAAUAAUGUUUAUGUGGUUAUUCCAUUAAAAAGUUUUUCACAGCUAUAUCUUCAAGCCAAAACCAAACUGAUAUUAAAUAGUUUUAAAGGCUAGCAAACCUUUUGACUCAUUUCCAUAGUUAGACACAAAAAAGUUGAAUGUAUCUCUAUCUAAAGUCUGUUUUAUUUUUACUCCAGGGAGGAUAUAUGCCUGCCAAAGUCCAGAAACUGGACGAUCAGUUCCGUUCAGAGGCAGCUAUGCAACACCAAAAAGAUGGAACUUCAUCUGGUAUCUUUAAUGGAGUUGCCAUCUAUGUCAAUGGCUUUACAGGUGAUAGCUUUCAUUCUUUCAAAAUAUUCAUUCAAAUGCCUUUUUAAGAAAAAUUAGGAUGAGGCAAAGUUGAUGAAGGAGCUAUAUUGUGUGGAAGUCACAAAGCAAUUUAUGUAUCAGUCUCCUUCUGGCCAUAACUUUCUAUAGUCUUGUUUUUGAGGGGAGCCGUCUAGACUGCUUUUGGCCUGGUGAAGCUCCCCUAGCAAACUAAAAAUACUUCAAAAUACACAAAGUAAUACUUUAUGUGGAUUUCACAAGAAGCAUUUCUAAUGCAAGAUUUAAAUGAGUAAUUGAAGUGUAUAAUUUUUCUAAAAUUAGUAUUACACCCCCACUUCCCCCCCACCCCCGGUAUUCUGUAUGUAGGCUGCUUUGCCCUCCACUAGGGCUGGAAAUAUCAAGAAAUAUCAACAACCUCAGAUAUGCAGAUGACACAACCUUGAUGGCAGAAAGUGAGGAGGAAUUAAAGAACCUUUUAAUGAGAGUGAAAGAGGAGAGCGCAAAAUAUGGUUUGAAGCUCAACAUCAAAAAAACGAAGAUCAUGGCCACUGGGCCCAUCACCUCCUGGCAAAUAGAAGGGGAAGAAAUGGAGGCAGUGAGAGAUUUUACUUUCUUGGGCUCCAUGAUCACUGCAGAUGGUGACAGCAGUCACGAAAUUAAAAGACACCUGCUCCUUGGGAGAAAAGCAAUGAGAAACCUAGACAGCAACUUAAAAAGCAGAGACAUCACCCUGCCAACAAAGGUCCGCAUAGUUAAAGCCAUGGUUUUCCCAGUAGUGAUGUAUGGAAGUGAGAGCUGGACCAUAAAGAAGGCUGAUCGCCGAAUAAUAAUAAUAAUAAUAAUAAUUUAUUAUUUAUACCCUGCCUAUCUGGCUGGGCCUCCCUAGCCACUCUGGGCGGCUUCCAUAGAAACCAAAAAUACACUAAAAUAUCACACAUUAAAAACUUCCCUGAACAGGGCUGCCUUAAGAUGUCUUCUGAAUGUCAGGUAGUUGUUUAUCGCUUUGACAUCUGCUGGAAGGGCGUUCCACAGGGCGGGCGCCACUACCGAGAAGGCCCACUGCCUGGUUCCCUGUAGCUUUGCUUCUCGCAAUGAGGGAACCGCCAGAAGGCCCUCGGCGCUGGACCUCAGCGUCCGGGCAGAAGGAUGGGGGUGGAGACACUCCUUCAGGUAUACUGGACCGAGGCCGUUAGGGCUUUAAAUGUCAGCACCUACACUUUGAAUUGUGUUCGGAAAGAAUUGAUGCUUUUGAAUUAUGGUGCUGGAGGAGACUCUUGAGAGUCCCAUGGACUGCAAGAAGAUCAGACCUAUCCACUCUUAAGGAAAUUAGCCCUGAGUGCUCACUGGAAGGACAGAUCGUGAAGCUGAGGCUCCAAUACUUUGGCCACCUCAUGAGAAGAGAAGACUCCCUGGAAAAGACCUGAUGUUGGGAAAGAUUGAAGGCACAAGGAGAAGGGGACGACAAAGGACGAGAUGGUUGGACAGUGUUCUCGAAGCUACAAACAUGAGUCUGACCAAACUGCGGGAGACAGUGGAAGACAGGAGUGCCUGGCGUGCUCUGGUCCAUGGGGUCACGAAGAGUCGGACACGACUAAACGACUAAACAACAACAAGGGCUGGAAACCUUAGGCUGCAAUCCUAUUCUAACUUUCCUGGGAGUAAGAAGUGGAACUUACUUCUGAGUAGAUGUGUGAUUAGGAUUGCUGUUGUUGUUUGAUGAAAGGUUGGCUGCGCUGGUUUUAGAUCUUAAUUUUACGUUACUGUGUUAAGAUGCUAAAGAACAUUGUGAUCCUCUCUGAGACUGUUUUUGCAGUGAAGGGCAGAAUAUAAAUUCUGAAAUUAUUUAAUUUAUUUAACAUUAAGUACUUACCCAUGUAUUUUCAUAAAUCUGUUACAGAUCCAUCAGCUGAUGAACUGAGGCGGCUAAUGAUGUUGCAUGGAGGACAAUAUCAUGUAUACUAUUCUAGAUCCAAAACAACACACAUUAUUGCAACAAAUCUUCCAAAUGCCAAAAUAAAAGAACUCAAAAGGGAAAAAGUAGUCCGACCAGAAUGGAUAAUAGAUAGGUAAAUAUUAUUGGAGAAUUAUAUCCAGGCUUGUUAACAUUGUUUAAGUUAAGGAUAGGAAACUAAGAGCCCUACAGGUGCCAUUGGAUUCCAGCUUAAAUCAGCCCUGACCGUUGGCUGUGCUGGCUGAGGUUUAUGAGAGUUGGAAUCUACCAACAUAUGGAGGACUACAGGUUUAAGUGUUCCAAAUGUGAACAAAUUUGAAAAGACAAAACAAAACUGCAUUCUGAAAUAUUAUUUAAUGUGUGUUAAAUGUUUUUAAAAAUAUGUGAUUAUCCUAUAAAUCUAUGAUGGAUGGAUCAAAUUUUGUGGGAAUUGAGUGCAAAAUAUUGAAGAGGCAGACUGUUGAGUGCUUGGUAAAUAAAUUUCUGACUAAAAUAAGCCUACAGUAAUGGUUUUGAUUAAUAAAAUUACGAUCAACAGGAUUGUUGAUUAAAGUGAAUGUUAUAAAUUUAAAGAAAAAUUUCUUUCUGAUAAGCACUCAGUGUGCAACUAACUGUUCUCUGAUUUAAUGAUGUAUUGUUAAUUCAGGGCUGGAGAUAAAAAGCAAAAUCAAACACUAUUUUAUCUUACUGGGCAUAUAGUUACGUAUUUCUUUAUACAAAAAGGUUUAAAAGAAUGGAAAUAUAAAUAAUAGUUUUAAUGAAAACUUAGAAUCUCUCAUAAUACAGUCAUACCUUGGGUUACAGACGCUUCAGGUUGCGCGUUUUCGGGUUGCGCACCAUGCUGAACCUGGAAGUACUGGAACGGGUUACUUCCAGGUUUCGGCGCAUGCACAGAAGUGUCGAAUUGCGACCCGCGCAUGUGCAGACAUGGCGCUGCGGGUUGUGAACGUGCCUCCCACACAGAUCACGUUCGCAACCCGAGCGUCCACUGUAUUAGGAUUUAUAAAUAAUGGAGUAAAUUAUUCCUUAUUUAUACCUUGUUAUACCUUACAUGUGUUCAACUUUAUUGCAUUAUUUUGUAUUCUUUAGAUAGUAGCAAUUAUUUUACUGACAUCUCAUUUGAAUUUUACUGAACAUAUUGGGAAAACAAAUGAUCUGCACUUGAGACUAUCCCCAUUGUAACAGCUAAGAUUACGCUACUCCCUUAGAAACCUGGUCACAUAAGUGCUAACAAGUUAUGUUCUUUUAAUUGGGUAAUGUGAUCUUACUGUAGUUUUCUUAAUUGCAGCAUAUAUUGGCUUUUGAACCAUUGCCAAACUUCUUGUUAGUGUACAGAUUGAAGCUGGAUGGGAAAUACACCAUCAAGAAUUAAGUUUCAGUAUUGCUAUGAUUUGGCAGUGCAUUUCCCUAGACCAUGCAUAAUUAUAUUCCUUUUCUGCAUAACAGGGACUUGGUUGCGUUUAUCACAUCAUAAACCCUCAGAGAAUAUUCUAGCAUUGCAGGUGGGAAUUGUGGAAGAAGCUGCAUUCAACUCCACAACCCCAAAUAUAAGUCUUGCUCAAACAGUAAUAUUUCACUUAAAUAAUUAUAUACAAUUAUAAGAACUGAAGUAACUGACAGAGUAGCAGAGGUGCAUGCCAAUGGUAGGCAGAGUGAGAGGGGGAAAUCACAUGGGAAUAGAUUGAAGUGCAUGAAGCAACAGAUGUGAGCUUUAACUUUGUACAAUAGGCUAUAUUUCAAUUGUGCAGUGGCUGCAGGCUUACGUCCUGCUUCCAAUCGAUCAAAGAGGCGUUAUAACAGCUCAGGGACCUAUUCCAGCCAGGCAAAAAGUACUUGAGGGCACAAAGCAGAGCCAGUGAAGAACAUGACCUGAAAAAAUCUUGCAGGCUGGAUAUGGAGACUAGCAGGCCACAUUUGGCUCCCAGACCUGAGGGUUCCCAACAUUGCCUUAAAUUUGUAAAACCUUUCCAGUUUAAUAAGUUCUGUUUUCUGUAUAAAAUAAUGGGACAAUGAAGUGUCUAGAAAUAAGACAAUCAAGCUAGUAAAGUAGAAAUAUACAAGUGCAAUCAACAGCUUCUCUCCCCAACAUUAAAUACAUUAAUGAAAGUAAGUGCUGUUCAACUGGGGGGUAUACCCCACUACUUUAAGAACAAGAUAAAAACUAUGUAGUAGUAGAGUCAGAAUUUGUUAUGACUUCUCUGAUCAAUUAAACUCUCAUCUUCUUUACAGCAUAAAGGCUGGACGGCUCCUUUCAUACAUUCCAUAUCAGCUUUAUACAAAACAGUCAAGUUUUCAAAAAGGCCUCUGUUUUAAUACCAUAUGCAAACCUGAAGAACCUAUUGCAGGUCCUAGCAAUAUCUCUGUGGAGUUCAACAGGGUGUAAGUAAUUAUCUUGAAUUACAAAUUCAGAUUAUGUUAGAUGAUCAUCUCGGAUCAUUCAUGUUAAUGCUGUUUAUGCAGCUCUUAGAAGAUCUCUAGGCAUAUUUCAAACUACUCUUUAAAACUUAGUGGACUAAGUUUAUGAAACAAUUCUGUCAACUUGUUAUUAAAACUAGUGUGUGUAUGGGGGGAGCGUUCAAAGUACAAUAGAGGGGGAGAGUUUAGUGGUAAAUGUUUUUAAUUGAUAUUUUUUCCUAAUUUCUGUAUUAUACCAUCUUUUUUAAGAAAUUGUCUAGUAAAGAAGUAUGACGUAGAGAAUGAAAUCAAAGCCAAUGGAACGUGUAAACUGAACAUGGAAGAUGAGACUGAAGAUGCCGGAGUCUUGGAUUUGGAGCAAGCCUUUUCUGCUAGCAAGCAGAACGGAAUUCAUUAUAGAGACAGCAUUUCCAUUUUCAAUGGACACACUCAUAGUUCCAACAGUGCCUUAAAGACACAGGAUAGCUUGGUGCACUCUGGCAACAAUGUUGCAAGCAGACUGUCUCCAGCUCCUGUGCAGGAGGAGGAAAGGAGAGACUUUAGAGACUGCUCUAUGCAGCAUUUUCAACAAAGCAACAAAAACACUGAACUUUUACGAAUUUCGCGUAGGACUAUGAGUAACUCACCUUGUUCAUCUUUGCACAGUAAUAUUAAAAGAAACGGUGCUCAUCACUCUACAGUUCAGGGGCCUUCAAGCACAAAAAGCACCACGGUACCUUCUCCUAGUAAGGUAGAUUCACCUCUGUCCAAACCUCCUAACUGCAGUUUCAUUUCCGACUUUUACUCUCGUUCAAGAUUGCAUCAUAUAGCUACUUGGAAGAGUGAAUUUACAGAUUUUGUCAAUACACUGCAGAAACAGAACAAUGCUAUCUUCCCAGGAAGAGAAAAGUUAAAAAAACUGAAAGCAGGGCAAUCUAUAAUUAACAAAACUGACUCAGGUAGGUACUUUUUAAAAAGCCAUUCACUCUUGUUCUUAACUUAAAUGGGUUAUGUUUUGACAUUGAAAUUUCUGUGUAAGCUAGUGAUGGGCAGUAUGGACCUCCAAGAUAAUUUGAUGAGACUAUAAAGUUCAGCAUUCCAAUUGUGCUACAGUUAAGGUUGGUUGCUUAUGAGCAGUCUCAGGAUUGUGGGAACUGGAGUACAUGCCAUGCCAAAAGGUAUUAGCUUCUCUUUUUCCGACUUAGUCACAACAUUAUUUGUUGCCUGCAUUUCACUGUUAAUGCACAAUGUAUGUAUCAAAUUCACUUGUCAGGGGGGGAAAUGGCUAAGGGCUCAUCCAGACUUCCUUUGUGUUGUGCUUUUAGAGGCAGAGGUCCACACUUGAAAAGUCUUAUGUCUGAGUAGUUUUGUUUGUUUUGAUCCCAUUGCUUUCACCUGGAAAUCCUGUGUUUUAUAGCUGAAUUGGAGCAAACGGCAAUUCACAUCAUUUCCUCCGAUUCAGUGGUAAAAUGCAGAUUUUACUGGGGGAAAUGCCAGGACAAAAAACCCCAAAACGCUCGGAUAUGGAGCUUUAAAACCUGUGUUACUAGGGGACAGGACAAAAGGAAAUCUGGAUGAGCCCUUAGUAGAGCUUCUUUAUAAAUCUCUUGUUUAGAAUGUUAGGCUUUGUAGGGAAUACCAUGUUAUACUGUGGUGUUGGAGGAUAAAAUAUAUAUCAUUAGGUUUCUAAUUUGAAAAUGACAUCUCACUGUAUUCACACUUCGGUUGCAAUACAGAUGAUUAAGAAUGUGUAUAAACUGUCUACUAUUAUUGCUACUCUUUUGGCCAGUAUUGGAAAUGUGCACUGUACUUAGUACGAGUUAGGAAAAUGGACAACUAGGUAGGGUGCUGGUAGCUUUUAGCCCAUGAUUGCUGGCAUGUGCUGUGGUGGCAUAUUUAAUUACAUUGAGAAAGAAGAGCAAUAAUGUUAAUCAGUUCUUCCAGAUUUGGUCUGAAAAUGUCAAGCGCUAGGAAAAGCCGGUAGUAUAGAGCAGUAGUUACAAAGUUAUUGUGGCCAAGUAUUUGAGUAGAUGUGUACAACAAACUCCUGAAAUUGUAUUGAUUGUAGUGAAGAACUAUAUGUGCAACAAUGAAAUGGUACCUUUGGAAACUUUUAAAACUGGGAACUACAUAGCAUUCUACAUGUUUUAAGGACAGUUAAAUGGUUGCAACUUUGGCAUGCUGGCCACAUGACCUGGAAGCUCUCUGCGGACAAACGCCGGCUCCCUCAGCCAGUAAAGUGAGAUGAGCGCACAACCCCAGAGUCGGUCACGACUGGACCUAAUGGUCAGGGGUACCUUUAAAAAAAAUAAAAAUGGUUGCAAACAAAGAGUGGGGUGGUAAAUUCUAGAUUAAUAGGAGCAUAAUAGGAAUAAAAAAAUUGUUCAGUGUGGUUUAAACUUUCCAUUUGCGUACCAUUAUAAUAGAUUAUACAACCACCUUGAGCUCAACCAAGCAUCAAAGCUGUAUAAUGCAUGUGGAUAUGGACUGCUUCUUUGUAUCAGUGGGUAUCCGAGAUAGACCUGAUCUAAAAGGUUAGUAUUCAUUCCUCUUUGCACUUUGCAGCUUUUUAUAUACCAGGUGGAAAUGUACUGUUAAAUGCACACCUGUUGGCAUGAGUAAACUUUUAAACAGAAAACUUACAUAUUGGUGGUACUGUACUUGCAAAUAUCUCUAGAUUUGUCAUUCAUUUAUCUGCAUCCAUGGAACACAGUGAAGAGUUCUCCUUUCCUCCUAGCAGUUAAAGAAGAGAUCACAUGUCUGUAGUGCUGGGGUUGCCAAUGCACAGCCUGUGGUGGUAGUGGUUGUCUUGAUUCCAGCAAAACCUUUAAGCCUCCCAUCCCCUCUUCUCUCUCCAUCAUGAGGUAGUGAGAGUGUGUGCCUUCGUGUCCCUAUAAAAGUACAUAGAACUGGAGGAGGAAGUUGUAAGAGUGAUGUUCUUUCCCACUUCAUCUUUCAGCUAUGUAUGCUUUUCAGGAUUGGUACCUGAGCAGUUGAAUAAGAAGUGGAGUGACUGAAAAGAUAAGGAGGAAAAGCUAUCGGAGGGUUUGAGGGAAAGAAAAAGGAGCAGCUAGGAGGAGACAGGGAGGGAGAAAGUUCUGUGCUGCUUUUGAGAGAGAGAAUGGAAAAGAAAUUAAGAAAGAGAAGGCACAUACAUUUAAUUGCACACACAUGCAAAAUCGGAUCCAGUAGAAAACAUCCUCCUGAAAUUGAAUAAUCAUUUCACAGGUUUCCCUCCCCCAACUACUGUCAAAUCAGAUUACAUCUGUCUUUAUAGACUGAACCAAAAAGUUGUGGAUUCAGCCCUGUUCAACACUGCCAUAGCACAAAAAUGUGUGUCCUAACUUUUACAGACUCCUCUCAAAAUCACUAUCCUGUGUGUAGAACUUGUGUUACUAAGUAAUUUGCAGUAGUGCUCAUACAUCUUUUGCAAAAAGUGCAGUGCAAUUUGACUUACAACUGUAUUAUGUCUCACAGGCAAACCGGUUGCUGUUACGAGUAACAGAGGAUCAGGAAAAUCACUGCUUCGUCCUGGUGCAAAUCCCCAGCUGGAAUGGCAAUAUUAUCAGAAUAAAUUGAAUGGCAAAGCAGGUACAAAACUGCAAUUUGUUGAAAUUGCAAAAUAAAUAAGUAUCAUAGGAUCGUCACUUAUAACAAUCCAAAGUUAGUUCUGUAGUGCUGUGGUGGUAUCUUGCUAGUUAAAAUAACUUUAUAUAAAUUUAGCUGAAAAUACCUGGCAUUGCCUGGAAAUUCCGAGAAACAAAAAACAGAGGUGUAUAAAUGGAUAGUGUAAUUUGUUAAUUUUAGGGCUCUGCACAGCCCCAACCUAACCCAAGGAACACCUGACCCUGAUCUGGUCCUGAUACUUAAUUAGGUUUUUAAUAAACCCUAUACAAUCAAGAGAGGGAUGUGGGAAAGAGACUCUGUGUAUUCUUUCUCUCUCCUUAUGACUGUGCUGCAGAGAGCAGGAGGGUUCAGGCCUACUGGGUGCUGCUUCACCAAUGCGUUCCCUGAGUGAAAUGUGCUAAUGAAGCAGAUCCCUGCAACCAGCAGGACUGCAUCUUUGUUAUGCAAUUCCUGCAGUGUGACUGCAUGUGCCAGGCCUGUUUUGCCUCCCCAUUCUGUCAUCCCCCCCCCCCACUCCACACAUCAUGGCCCGCUGUCAGUGUUGGCUCUAUGUGGUUUGGGUCCUAGCUGAUCCCCCCUGCUGCCACCACUACCUACAAUGUCUCCGCCUCCCAGUGAUCUGCCAGUGGUUGCUGCAGUAUGGGAAGCAGCUUCCUAAGCUUGACUCACCUUGGCCAGAUUUAUUCCUGCAUCAGCCGUUGCCAUCUCCAUUGCGGCCAUAACCAGUGAUGAGAGACUGGCUGACCCCCCCCCCCCCCACCACUGGCCCAACAUUCAGGGAGGUAGCCACUUAUUCUGUCCUCCUGCUCCCAGUUCCUGGAGCUCGGUCUCCUCUUCCUGCCUUCCAAACCUUUGUAGUCUCAGCCACUCCAUUUUCAGUCCCGUUGGUGUUUGCUUCCCCAGCAUGCUCCCUGCGUGUAACAUGCUGGCAAAGCAGACCACUGUAGCUAGCAAGUUUGUAACCCCCCCCCAUCAUCUUGUUUCAAACAAUGUCCAGCAUCCAAACAUAGACCAAAAAUAGCUCUUCCAUUUUGGGAACCGUCAUGCCAAAUUUGGGUGGCAAUAUUUCAAGAGGAAUCUGAAUGCAUAGAGAACAGACAGGUAGACGAACCAUUUUCCAAAAUAUAUAAUAGAUGGGGCAAUUUUUUUUGGAAUACUAUGUACAGUUUGGAUUGCCCCAUCUAAACAAAGAAUGUAUUACAACUGGCGAAGGAGCAGCGAAGAUGAACAAAGGAAUGUGACCAAUGCAAAUGGAACUUUUUAGUUUUAAGACUGCAGUGGGGAAAAGGGAAGAAAAACUUUAAUGGUGUGAAGGGAUAGAAAGGUUUUUCUCCCUCGUUAUAUUAGGACUCGGGUCACUCAAUGAAAUAGACUGGCAGUAGAUGUAGCACAGGCAAGUACCUAACUUUAUAAAUUUAUUUAUGGACAUUGUUGGCCAAAGAUAUUGUGGUAGUUAACAGAGGAUUAGAUGAUGGGUCUGUCAUUGGCUUUUAACUAGGACAGAUAAAUGUUUCUAGGCAGAAUACCAGGUUUUAGGGGCAAAUGGUUGGGGAUAAUUGUAGUCUUCCAUGCCCUGCUUUGUGGGCUUGCUAGAAGAAUGGGGCUGACUAUGUUGAAAACAGGAUGCUGGAUUAGAUGGAUCUGAUCUAGCAUGGCUGCUAUUAUUUUUCCGAGCCACGUUGUCCGAAUACUGUUUUUCCUCCUCCUUUUGUUGGAUCAUACUUCUAUCAUCCCAAGGAAGCCACAAUUUUUCCUAAACUUUUAGUAAGGCUUGAGCAGUUUGCUUUUUUAACUUGGGGCCCCCUUGCCCCUCCUGACUGAAUUUUUUAAAAGACCUGUAGCAGCGCUGCGUAGGAAGCAAAAUAUGGAGUUGCAGGUGCAGCUGCUGCUGCUGCUGCCUUGUCUCUUUCCCUCUUUUUUCACAUUGGUCUCCCUAUGAACCUAGAGACAUUGUGCAUAGAGAAAGAAAGGAGGAGGGUGGGGUAGCUGUAGCCCUGGGGCUUUGCUUACCUCUGAAACUCCUUAGAAAAUAUAGAUAAGAAGGACUCCACUGCUGCCUAGUAAGGUCAAGGAACAAAAAAGUUACAUUGAAUUUUGUUUUUAAUGGGUGUUUGUGCAUAUGUGUUAGGCAUUUUUGUUUGGAGAGUGUUUUGCCUGCUUUUUGUUUUAGUGUCUGCUUCUUGUUUUAGUGUGUUUAUGUGAUUACUAUUCUUUUUCUUUGUUUGGAAGGGAUAUACGUAGCUGGGGUGUAUGUUGUGCAUGUGGAUAUUUGUUUGUGUUAUGCAGUGUUGCUCUGAACACCACUAGCUUUGCUGCUGUGAAGUUGAUAUUUUUCUUCUUCUUUUUUUGUAAAUAAAUUUUAUUGGUUUUACAAUUUCAACUUCAACAAUUAUUUUCCAUCAAGUAAAAUUGAAGAUACAAAAUAUCCAACAUAAAAAAUAAAAAGUGAAAUAAAAGUAAAGAGAAGCAAAGAAAGAGAAAGAAGAAGAAAAAAGAAAAGAUCUUUUUGGAGGUUCUCUUUAACCUCCUGACUUCCCUCCAUUUCCUUUCCUGGUUCAUUGAAUAUAUACCUUUUCUGCAUAAUUUACAUAAACCUCUUUUUCUUCUCCUUAUUGUUUUAUCCUAAAUGCAUGCCAUCAAAUUUUGCCAUUUCAAUUCAAAUUUCCUUCCAUAAAUUUUAUCUCAACUUAACUACUUGCAAAUGUUUAGUCAAAGCCUGCUAGUGUUUCUACUUGUUUACAAUAUUUUUAUACAUAUACAAUAAAUGCUUCCCAUUCUUUUUUAAAUUUCUCAUUGUCAUUGUCUCUGAGCUUUUCCGUAAGUUUUGCCAUUUCUGCAUAGUCCAUCAUUUUCAUUUGCCAUUCUUCUAUUGUUGGUAUCUUGUCUUCCUUCCACCCUUGAGAUAUGUAGGAUCUGGGCUGCUGCUGUUGCAUACAUAAACAGUUUCUGAAGUUGAUAUUUUUUCUGGUGAUCAUGCCAGUUUCUCAGAUUUCCAAAUUUAGCCCCAGCAGAAAAUGGUUGAGGGUGCCUGAUUUAAGUGGACUGUAAUCCUUUAGUCAAGAAUAGAUAUUGUUAGAUAUGGUUUCCUGAAUUUUGUUUUGCGAUGUUGCUUUAUUCCUAGAUUGUCUUGUCCAGUGCAAGACAUCUAAGAUCUUCCAGUUCUUUAAUACAUUGAAAGGUACUUUUAAAAAGCCCUGAUUCUAAAGUAUCAUGUAGCAUAGCUGUUUUAAUAGUGCAUUGGUAGUGCAUUCCACAGUGAAAUGUUAGCACAGGAUACUGGCAAUAAAAUGUAUGUUCAUUUAUCAUAUUUAUUUCCUGCUUUACAGGUAAGAUUGGUUUCUCACUUAGAAUGAUAAAAAUCCAUCCCAAACAUAGUGUAAGUUAUUAAUCCUAAAUUGAUAUGUAUGUAUUUCUUUCGGCCUCUGAUAGCAUGCCUCAGGUUUCAGACCUGGUUUUGCCCCCAAAGGGAGGAGGCAAAAUGAGAUUGAGGUGGUCCUGGAGCCUGGCUGAUCUAACAGAUGGGACAACUCACAAAUGCAGCCCUUCUGUUCAUCUGCUAAUGGGCCACAGGAGUCUGAUACAAUGUGUCACUACAUAUGUCACAUUUGUUCCAGUAUUGUGUCCUUUAGAUACUCAAACAGACAUUCCUAAGUAUUUUUCAAUGUAAAUACUUUAAUUACAACCAGCAUCAGUAGCACUGUGUCAAGUCAGAAUUACUUCUAGAUUUAGCUUCUGCUAUUGGAGAUCAGAUAGAUAACCAUAUUGAGAUUUGUCAUAAAUACUACAGAUUGUGGAGUGGAAAGUAGAGUGGAAAGUAAGGUAAUGGGAAGAACUACAGUUAUAGAAGUUGUUCUGCUUUCAUGUUUUUCACAUAUUUUCAGAAUAUUCAGAGAUAAUAUUUUCCAUUCAUAGUACUGUGCCAUAGUACUAGCUGCCUUGACAGUCCAUUUAGGGCUGAUAAAUGGGAUAAAACACCUCAAUAAAACAAGGGCAUUCAUAUAGCUAUAGUUUGUCAAUGCAUAGUAUAUUGACAACACAAGAUGCAAUCUUUUAACACUUGUUGUAAAUAACACUAAAAGAGUGUGCUUACUUUAAACAUUUCAGGCAUAUGUGGAAAUGUAGUAGAAUUUACACUCAGGUUUUUAAGUUACUUUGUUCUUCUGUAUCCUUAACAUGCACAAUAAAUAGCAUGAGAGAGGCUUCUAGUGUUUAUAUGAAAAAUGAUUAUUAAAGUUUGAUUUGUACCUCUGUGGGAACUUUAGAGAAUUGUGUGGACCUUCAAGCUACUCUUGCUCUCUAAGAUUGGAUAGUUUCUCCGCCCUCUGGUGGCAUUAUAGUACCUUUAUAGAGUCUGCUGUUGUUGUUGUUGUUGUCGUCAUAGUUUACUGUGAUGUAUAUAAGAGCAAUUAUUAUACUCUGGUUUCUGGUACAACAUGGUAUAGUUGCUACUGUGCCAUAACAAAUCCUAGUCUCCUAUGCAUCCCCAUUUUUCCUUUCCUUUACCCAUCUUGCUGACAAGAAUGAGUUUAGUCACGUGAGCCACAGAACUUGCUUUGUCUUAAUAAUGCAGGAACACUGCAGCAGUGUACAUCUUGCUAUAGCAGUAUUCACUGUGAUGAGGAUUGAAGGUGCCAUUCUUACCAUUAUGCCUAUCACUUCUUGGACCUUGCGUAAUAUAGUGUUGUCUUGCAAUGCAUGCUGAUUUAAGUUUUACAAAUUCAUACAAGGCUUCGCUUUCCAAGAAUGUUGGAAUAAAAACAGUGUAGAGUGCCUUUCCAUUGCAUGGUGGAGAAUAGAACCAGGCUUCUCAAAUCACUCCCAUUAUUCCUUACCUUGGCAAAAGUAUGCUUCUUGACAUAACCCACAUGAUUUUUUAAACUUUGUUGGUAGGUAAUUAGAUUUUUAUAUUUAUGCAUAUUUUGAAUUUUUGUAUUUCUCAGUGAUUUUUCUACUUUCAUAUUUCAGCAGUAUGUUGACCUGUGGGUAAUUUGAUAAACAAAUGCAAUGAGUAGCAUGUUGACUCUUCAAGAGUUAUUUCCUAUAUAAAUAAUUUUAAUCUAAUGUUUUAUUUAAAAGCGGCACAUAGGUUUUUAAAAAUACAGAAAAAAUACAUGUACUUUCCCGUAGGAAUGAUCAUGGAAAUGUCUGCUAUAUAUAAAUUAUCCUAUAUGAUAGGUAUUGAAACAUAAUAAAAGCUUUGGAUGUGUGUGUAUAAAUUAUUUUUUAACCUACUGGUAAAUUCUGUUCUUGUAAUCCAUGUACAAAUUCUAAAUAACACCCAUCUAUGAUUUGGAACAAAUUCUAAUUUCAGUUUAUUACAUAUGACUAACCAUGUCAUUUGUUCAUACCUCCCAUUCUCCAUGCUGUGUUCUGCUCUUGGCUUAUCAAUGAUCCCUGAGACAGUUACUUUAAGGAUCUGUGAAUGUUAGUUUGACAAGAAAUAGGUGCUUUUUCAACAUCAGCCCCAUCUUUUACAAAGUUCCUGUUCAUUGAAGGUUCCUGCUUUUAUUGUCACUCUUACUGGACAAACGUUUCCAAGCAGUUGAAUCUUGGGCCUCUUAAAAACCAGUCUUUAAUUUUAUCCAUCCACAAUUGUGUUGCUUUGAUUUGCUAUCAUUCUUGUUCUGUAUCUCCUUGAGAGCAGGUAAUGAUUGUUCUAUUGAUAGAACUUAUCUGACCCAAAGAGAUAGGGAAAUCAGCACACAGAGCCAAUGGGUUAGGUUCCUUUCCUCAUCUGCCAGCAUUCUCAAGAUAUGAAUAUUUUUAGCCUUCCUUUCCCUAAAUCCCAGUUUCUUCAAUUUUCAUUCUAAAGAGCAACAAUUUUUUUAUCAUCACGUGAGAUACAGAUUUAUUCUCAGCGAUUUCUUUUUCACAGACUUGGGUCCUGGCCUCUGAUUUCUCCAUCCGUUGCUCCACAUUCACCAUGCGCCUGUCUAGUUUUCCAACUUUUGAUGAGAGGUUCUCUACCUUGCAUUCCAGUGAGGACAAUGUGUCUUGCAUUGCCCUGAAUUUACAUGAAGUGACCAUCAGCUUAAGGGGGGAUCUACUGUGCUGCACUGUGGAGAAGCCCAUCGAACUCAUGAAGAUAGACAAGAUGAUGACCUCUCAUGCCAGGGCGGAAGAGCAAAUGGACUAAAGACAUUGUUCUUGUUUGGGGCAUAAUUUGCUCUAAUUUGCAGUUGCAGAUAUGUUGGGUAACUUGAAUGAGCCCAUCAAUACAACAAUGCUAAACUGUCAAGAUAGUAGCCUAUUCAUGUUCUGUCUCUCACAUCUUUCAUCCUCUACAUUCUUUGCCCUGUAAAGACUACAUCAUAAUUCAUUUCAAACUCAGAUUGUGGCACAAUUCAGCAGUAAUGAAGAAUGCACCAGUUUGGAGAAAUAACUCUUAAUGUUCAAUGUAGUAGACUGCAGAAACGAAAGCCAAAUCCAAGUUACUUACCUCUUCUUUCAAAGUAAGCAUUAGUGUAUUAGGGUAGGUCUCUAGCUGUACUUUGUGAUCUCUGUGUACAACAGAGACUUAGCAUGUUCUUGUACACUGUAACUCAUUCCCGUAUGUUUUGCUCAUAGUUAGUACGUGGUUAGUUUGUUAGGGGCACUUCUUUAACAUAAAUUUGCCUGGCUCGGACUUAAAAGCUUGUUUCUUGUUUGGUAAUCUCAAAUGGCCAUAUAUUUUGGACAAAUAAUGAGCAAAAGAAAUUCUAGACGUAGAGGGAGGUUGUUGACCAUCAAAUGAGAGGAGCUUGUAGGGUUUUUUCUGUUUAAAUAGUGUGCUUGAAUGAACUACAUAUUGCAUAUGUUAUUCCCAUUUUCUUUUUAUUUGUACUGCUUUAAUAACAGGUAACUAUUUUCAGACAAGGAAUAGUCAUUGCAUUGAAUUUAAGUAUCUCUGUAAAUAUGCUUAAAGGAUUAGACAAGAUGGGUAGGAGAAAAUCUUAUUUUAUAGCAAAGUUAAAAGGAGAUUUCAUAGAUGAAGUGUAACUUCGGUCAUAAAAUCUUCCAUAUUUGCUAUGUUUAAAUCCAAACUUUAACAAGUUCACAUAGCUGCUUUUCCCUUUGUAACUGUGGUAGCACUUUUCCAAUUCCCCACAGAAUAAAUUUGUGGGAAAUGAGUUCUUUGAAAAGUGCAGUAGGUGUUCAUGUGUGCAUGGCUCUCUUUCUACCAUGAAAAAAAGCUGCCACUCUGCAGGGUUGGUUGAGGAGCCAAGCAUAAGUUGUAUGCUUUCACAAGGGCCUUUCUACUUGGAUUUCACCAAGAUCAGCAUGCAAAGGAGAAACAUUUAGAUAGAACCCUCAUAAGUAAUAACAGCAAGGCGUUGCUGAGGGACAUUUUUGCUUUAGAAAAUCUUCUCAUAAGAUUUUCACAAUUGUAGCUCAUGAAACCAAUUUGUAGACCAAAAACCAAAGACUUCCAUUUUGGGCUCUACAUUCCAAUCUUCUUUCUGUUUGGGUCGUUAGCUUACACCUUUGUGUGGGAUAUUGGGGGGGGGCCCUACUGUGAAUUUAUGAGAAGUGAAACUUGAAUUGUUACUAUUUUUAGUUAUCACUCUGGAAUGCAGACAUAAAAUCUUUAGAUUGCUAGAUAAUAACAAUUGGAAAUCUAUUUUAAUAAAUUAUCAAAUCCAUAUUAGGGCAAUACUUUUAUUUGGCUGACGAAAGUCUCACAAAAUAGCAUGAAAGCUUUUGAGUACUUCAGAACUCUUUAUUAGGCUGGAUGAUAAACUCCACAUUUUGGGUUUGGGGUGGGGGAAGCAAGAGAAGGAAAAACAAAUGAGUUGAUGUUGAAGGCAUGUUGCCUGCAUACGAUCAGUCUCAAGAUGAAAUUGGGAAGGAGACAGCAGACAUUCAAAUAAAACUGUUUGUGUGCUAUGCAGUAUCAGGUUUCUCAAAGGCCUCCCGAGAACAAGAAGGUUUAAUAAUGGCUAGUCCCCCAUUUGGAACCACAACAACUGGCGGUUACCCAAGUUUGUUUCCAUCCAUAUGUUCCUUACCAGGUAGAAAACAGAAAUGGAAAGAAACUAGGCAGCCUAUAUGUUGGCAACACAGUUGCACCCUUCCCACCUUAGUGCUUAGUCUACCAUAUAGUCUGUUGAAGAGUUAUGGAAAACUCAAAAGCUUAAACACAAUUUUGUGGUAUUUUGGUAAUAAAGGUAAUUCCUUAAUAUGCAUUGUGGUUAUUAAUUUUUGUAGGCCAACACUGCUACCCUUACUUUAAUAAAAUAACUUUAAAUAUUGUAUUAACUUCUUAUGAAAGUAAUUUGUUUUUAACCAUUAACUACAAUAUAGCUAAAAUAUUUCUCAAGCAGGAGCAAGUGAACUGGACUCACCAGAUGAAGAUAAUCCAGAGUCUACGCAAGUGAAUGGAAUUGACUUGGAAAUCUCUGUGCCAUCAAUGGCUGAAAUUGCAUCUUGCAGUUAUGAAGCCAGGUAAGAGGAAACUAUUUCCUGUUAGUGAGUUGUGAAUUGCAGCUUUUCCUCUCAUUUUCCUAUGUAGAUGUCCACGUCACAUGUUCAGGACAAGAGAAGAAAGAGGAUGAGAGAACAGCUCUCAUGCUACAGCUCUUCAAAGAGAGCAUAUGUAUCCUCAUUCCCUCGCUAAAAUGCCCUUCCCCAAGGCAGACAAUUAUUUUCCUGGGUUUUCAUUUUCAAGUUGCUCCCUAAAACAUACUUGUUCACUGUGAUUUAUCUCUGUGGAACCCGCCCUGCUUUUCAGUAACUCUGAAGUUAUACAUAUGGGGUUAGGCUCCAGCUAGUGCACCAGGUUAGUUGAAUAGCAGGGGUUUGUGCCUGUGCCUCACUUCUGUGUUGUCCCUGGAUGAUAGUUCGUCAAAUGGAAUGUCAUUGCCACCUAGCAUCCAAAGGUGGGGAAUGCACACAAAGUCUAGGAAGUAAGCAUUCCCUUGAAGACCUUAACUCCAAUUUAUUUCCUGUCUUCAGCCAAGGCAAUUUUCCUCAGUCUUAGUUUCUGUUUUUGUCCCUGAUCUCCAAAAAUACAUCUUAAUUGCCUGGCUGGAGAAUAGCGAGAGGAGUGUGUGUGUAUGUGUAAAGAAGCCUACUGUAAAAGAGGCAAAAUUUCCAUUUGUUGCACCACACUCUUCUGCUUCUAAAUUGUAUGGUGUAUUGUGCUGACCAGACCACUGUGAGAUUUGAUUCCAGGCUAGUUGCCAGAAGCAUUGUACAUUCCUUAUAUAAAGUCAAUGUGGAAAAAAGUCAAGUUCUAACUCGUGACAGUAAAUGGUCUGAUAUAUUGUUGUUAGGAUUUCACCACCAUUAUCAGCAAUUUCUUGGGCAUCUGGUCUCACAUUUACAUACAUUGACUUUUGUAAUGUAUCAGUAAUCUGCUUCUUUGAGGGCACUUUAUUAUCUCCAGGUGCAAGAACAGUGAAAAAUUCCAAAUCCGUAGUUGUUUUAACUUUAUAGACUGUUGACAUUAAACCAAUAUUAUGGUUGUUUUUAGGCAAGUUGGUAUAAAGAAUGGAAUGUUCUUUGGACAAGCAAGACGAUUGUGUCCAAAUCUUCAUGCUGUGCCCUAUGACUUUCAGGCAUACAAAGAAGUUGCACAAAGCAUGUAUGAAACCCUGGCAAGGUAAAACAAGUAUUGGGAAAUUAAUUAUUUUUCUUUUUGAUGUGGUUUCAGAUGCUCCUGCAGACAUUUCAUUAACAUGUCUUUCUGUUUUAAUUUAAGAGAAAUCUGUGAGUUUGCCUUUAGACUGUUGCUUGUAAUGCUACAUGCUUUGGAAACAAAACCUUCAAUGGGGGGGAUUCUUUAGAGGUUGCACACCAGAGUAUUUUUAAAAUAGGAUUUUCAAGAUCAGUUUGAUUCAGCAUUGGCUGACCAGGUAAAGAAUUCCCAGUGGAUUUGGAGAACCUAGUUCAUAUUUGAAUGUUAUAUUAAAAAAUAGUGUUUACCUGGAAUUCUAAGAGCUAAACUUAGACCUGGCUUGAUACCUCAUUUCUUAUUCAGUUGUUUGGCCCAUUCACCUUAAAAAUGUAAUGUUUGAAGCUACUUCACAUGCUAAAAACUGAGUGUGGGUGAGGUGAGGUGAACUUUCUCCCCUUCUCAUGAGGUGGAGAGAAGUUCAUAAUAUGUCAGGGUACCGGGAAGUUAAGGGUAGAUGGUUCAGUUCCCCACAUUUGCUUUCCCCUUUUGGGUAAAAAGAAGAACUCAUUUCCCCACUUGUUUAUCUGAGCAGAGGCAUCGUGUUUCCAUCUCAUCUAGACUGGUCCUAAUGCAUCAGAUUUUCUGUUGAUGUACCCUUUAAAUAUUACUUUGAGUUAAUGAAACGAUGGUGUCAAAUGCUUGGAAUAAGACUUGGAAUAAGACUACAGUAAAACUUCUCGAGCUCACACUGUACUAACAAGAAUUUAGUCCUAAGAAGGAAAGUAGUAUUACCUAUGAAUUUUCUAGUGCACAGUUAUAUAUUUAGGUUCCACAGAACUAGAAGAUAAGACAGUUGGGGAGAUUUUAUUUGUCCCGUGUUUGGUGAACUGUUGCUGUUGUUUCACUUUCUUUUACUUUGUGUUGAUAGCUAUACUCAUAACAUUGAAGCAGUCAGUUGUGAUGAAGCACUAGUUGACAUCACUGAAAUCAUUGCAGAAACCAGAUUGACAGCAGAAGAAUUAGCAAGUGUUAUCCGUUCUGAAAUAAAAGCCAAGACCAAGUGUCCUGCUUCCAUUGGAAUAGGUUAGUUCAUGAUUUAUACUAAAAAAAAAAAAAAUCUAAACAAUGUUAAGAUGGGUUUAAAUGUCAACUUAAUACAAAUGUGCAUUUAUUACAAAUGUUUGCCUGGGCUUUAGAUGAGGGUUAAUCCAGCUAUAUUGAUGUAUUAAGCUAAUCUACUGAUUUGUAAUGUAUUUUGUCCUUACUUUAUGAAUGUAAUUUUAUUGCUGGUUUUAUCUUGUUCAUCACCAUAAUAUUUUUCUUAAUAUUGACAUUAUAGAAACUUCUGCAGAUAAAAUAAUGACAUCAUUAAUGCACACCUUAAUAUACACACAUCCUUAUCACUUUUCACAUCCUACAUUGAAUGUAUGGAUGGAUACAGCAGAAUCAUUUCCCUGCUUCAGGCCUUCCAUGCUCUCAGCUUGACAUGCUUGUGGAUCCUGUACACUGGAUUCAGAACACUGGAAAACCAGACGGACACUUGGAUGUCACUAGUGGAGUUGGAGUACAGAAUUCCAUUCAUCCCUCCCCAUGCAACCACCUCCACAUUUUAGUGCAGUAUGCAUAAAUUCUUCAUAUUCUCCUGUAGCUGCUACUGACAUUCAUAAGAACAUAAGAAUCAUCUUGGAUUAGACCAAAUGCACUUGUAGUCCAGCAUCCUGCUCUCACAGUGGCCAAUCAGAUGCUUAUGGGAAGUCCGCAUAUGGGACCUGAGUGCCACAGCAAUCUCCCUACUUGUGAAUCCCAUCAACUGGUAUUCAGAGGCAUGCUGCCUCUGGCACUGGGGGUAGUAAUAGCUGUCAUGGCUAGUAUCCAUUUAUAGUAUUAUCCUCCAUGAAUUUGUCUAAACCUCUUUUAAAGCCGCCCAAGUACCACUACAUUAUGUGGUAGCAAAUUCUAUAGGCAAACCAUGUGCAGUGUGAAGAAAGGCUCUCAUUUACCAAAGGAAAUUGCAUAGCUAGUGUUUAUAGCAAAAAACAACAACAACAUCACAUGUGUCCUGGCUGGUGCUGUAACUGCCUUCCUGUGUUCACAAGUCUGAGGGCAUAAAUUUUGAGAUCCACCUUCCUCCUCCUCUUCUCCAGGAUGGUGAUAUACCAAAGUGUGAAUUAAUAUUUUUAAUAACAAUUUGGAAUUUAUUCAGCUACAUUCUAUUUGUCAUUUUUUUAGGUUCAAACAUUUUGCUGGCUAGAAUGGCAACGCGCCGAGCAAAGCCAGAUGGACAAUAUCACUUAAAGCCAGAAGAAGUGGAUGAUUUUAUCAGAAGCCAGCUUACUAGCUAUCUUCCAGGUAAAUUUAUGCUAGUAUAAUCACUCCCAGUUUUGUAUAAAGAGUCAUAGUUCUCUCAGCUCCCCUCCCAAGACUUUGCCCUGUGGAACACAACUCUGAAAGUGAUUAUCCCUUACUAAAUUGCUAUAAGCAUUUGAUUUAUGAUCAUGCUGGGUGAGAAAUGCAUACAACACUCUCCAAAGCUUGAGAGUGGCUGUGGCUUAAAACAUUUUCAUUUUGAGCUAUUUAUCUCUUAUAAAAUGUACAAGCAAGGCAAAAGAACACAUUUGUACCCUUUGAAUAUGUCAACAUUCAGGUGUUUUACAGUCUCUAGUGGUGUUUUUACUUAAAGCUCAGAAUUAUUUUAGAUCCUGUAAUAUGUGGUGUUUCUAGUUGCUUGCUGAAAUGUGAAUGCCAGAAUUUGGCAUCACUGUUGCUUGUUGUACUAAUAGUUUCUGGGCACUCAUAAAUAUUAAUACACGUUGGUUUUCUUAAGUGAAUUACAUUUCCCAGUUGUAGACUUCAAAAGUAAAAAUGUAUUUAUUUUUUCAGGAGUUGGUAGGACAAUGGAAUCCAAGUUGUCAUCUUUGGGUAUAAAAACUUGUGGAGAUCUGCAGUGUGUCACAAUGUCAAAGCUUCAGAAAGAAUUUGGCCCCAAAACAGGACAAAUGCUCUACAGAUUCUGCCGUGGUUUGGAUGAUAGGCCGGUUCAAAGAGAGAAAGAGAGAAAAUCUGUUUCAGCUGAGAUAAACUAUGGUAUAAGAUUUACCCAGGUAAAAAUAAUCAUAACUUUUGUGCAGUAAUAAGUCAGUAUCUUAAAAUAACUUGUCUGUAAUGUAGCUAUUUAGCUGCAUUUUUUCUAUGUUUAAUUCUUGUCCGUAGCUCAGUGGUAGAGCAUCUCCUUCACAUGCAGAAGGUCCCAGGUUCAAACCCCUGCUUCUUCAGCUAUAGUUAGAAGAGAUCCCUUUCUGAAAUCCUGCAGCCCCACUGCCAAUCACUGUUGAUAAUACUGAACUAAAUGGAGUGGUCUGAUAACCUCCCUGUGUUCCUAAUGCCGAAAUGUGUGACCUUUAGGCAGAUAGCAUAUUAUUUCACUUGACCAUAAGUAGUGUAUAACAGUGAUUUUCAAAUAAUGUUUGGGAUUUCUUGCAUGACCAUUAGAGAGUUCUUGUCAACAAUAGCUGAGUACACUCGCUGUAAUGCGUAGCUGUAGGAGAAAUGUUGGGUGUGUACUAAGGUGCACUCUUUGCUCAUGCAGGGCCCUGGGCGCAUCCGCCAAAUUUCACCCUCACUCUAUGUAAGGGUGUGUUGCUCUGUUUAAGUUAAGGGAGAAGGUAGGAAGUUUGAAAGCAUGUACAGUUGACCAAGUCAGCCAACUAAUAUGUUUUAUAAAAAAUGAAUGCAAAGGGUCAGUGCUCUUCCAUUCUGUCUAUGCAAGCAUUUCAGCCCGCCAGAUGAAAAUAUCUCCCCUCUCUUGGGUACUUUUCUGGGAAUUCUAGCAACACCUGCCCCAAGCCAAUUUUGGGGCAUGGGUGGAAAGCCCCAUUGCACAAGCAGAAGUCACCAAAUUGGUGACACCAAACUGGGAGGGGUGGCUAACACCUCAGAGGACAGGAUCACACUUCAAAACGACCUUGACAGAUUAGAGAAUUGGGCCAAAACAAACAAGAUGAAUUUUAACAGGGAGAAAUGUAAAGUAUUGCACUUGGGCAAAAAAAAUGAGAGGCACAAAUACAAGAUGGGUGACACCUGGCUUGAGAGCAGUCUUGGUUGACCACAAACUUGACAUGAGCCAACAGUGUGACGCGGCAGCUAAAAAAGCCAAUGCAAUUCUGGUCUGCAUCAAUAGGAGUAUAGCAUCUAGAUCAAGGGAAGUAAUAGUGCCACUGUAUUCUGCUCUGGUCAGACCUCACCUGGAGUACUGUGUCCAGUUCUGGGCACCACAGUUCAAGAAGGACACUGACAAACUGGAACGUGUCCAGAGGAGGGCAACCAAAAUGGUUAAAGGCCUGGAAACGAUGCCUUAUGAGGAACGGCUAAGGGAGCUGGGCAUGUUUAGCCUGGAGAAGAGGAGGUUAAGGGGUGAUAUGAUAGCCAUGUUCAAAUAUAUAAAAGGAUGUCACAUAGAGGAGGGAGAAAGGUUGUUUUCUGCUGCUCCAGAGAAGCGGACACAGAGCAAUGGAUCCAAACUACAAGAAAGAAGAUUCCACCUAAACAUUAGGAAGAACUUCCUGACAGUAAGAGCUGUUCGACAGUGGAAUUUGCUGCCAAGGAGUGUGGUGGAGUCUCCUUCUUUGGAGGUCUUUAAGCAGAGGCUUGACAACCAUAUGUCAGGAGUGCUUUGAUGGUGUUUCCUGCUUGGCAGGGGGUUGGACUCGAUGGCCCUUGUGGUCUCUUCCAACUCUAUGAUUCUAAGAUUCUAAGUCUGUUGGCGCAGCUUGUUUUGUGAAUCCUGCCUAUGGUUUAUAAAUAUUCUGGAUUAAUUCUGUCAGUACAACUUUCAGUAUUAGACUGUUCCCCCUUACUUUUUUACAACCCAUUUUAUCUAUUUCUAGCCAAAAGAAGCAGAAGCUUUCCUUUUGAGUCUUUCAGAAGAGAUCCAACGUAGAUUGGAAGCUGCUGGUAUGAAAGGCAAACGAUUAACUCUCAAAAUUAUGGCCAGAAAAGCUGGGGCCCCAAUAGAACCUGCAAAAUUUGGAGGCCAUGGAAUUUGUGACAGUAUUGCCAGGUAAACAAUUUUUCAAAUAAUUAUAGACCUAGUUCUGUAAAGUACUGGUAAUGUGAACUUGAACAUAAUCUUUCUUGGUGUUAUGUCCUAGACUUCUAAGCAGGUACUUUUUCUUUUUUAGUGCAUGAGAAUCUAAUACAUUUUACCUAUCUGUUUCUGAUUUGCUUCAGUGAAUGGCAUAACAGAUGAACAUUUUUGUGGGAUAUACAAGAUGCCUUGUAAAAAUUAAAUUGCUAGUUAAUUGUGGACAAUAAACUGACUAAAACAACCUACUCUGCUGAUCUUCUCUUUUGUCAUGUUCUACAGCCUUUCCAUGACAGGAGCCUAUAAAACAUUGUCAUCAUAGUAUAAGCAUUUAGGGGACGACUGUAGUUCCCUAUCCUGGUUACAAAUCUAAGCUUUAUGCAGUUUUCUUACUUCUAAAAAUGGUUCAAUGACUUACAUACUGGUUUUCCUUCAGUCAGCAAGUAUGGUACAUAGGGUUUAGGCUCUUUGGACUAAGGAACACAUUCUGAAUUUUCAGAGAAUGCUGAGCGCUCCAGUCAAAAAAGGCUGCCAUGGAGGCAUGACAUGACAUGACAAAAAUGGCUCCUGUGUAAGGGGGCAGGGCAUAACAUAAAAUUAGAGUAUAAUCAUUGCUAAUUUUCUGCCCAUAAUCUCGUGCUUAACAUGGGGACUUAACUGUGUCCUGCUGUUCCCAGUUGUGAAGAUAGUUUUUUAAUGGCACAAGAGCCCUAUUUUCCCCAGUGCCAAUCCUAAACCAAAGCAUAGGUUGCCAUCCUUUACCUACUUCUUGGGAGCAAGCCCCAUUAAACAUAAAGAGUCUUACUUCUGAAGUAGACAUGUAUAUUAGUACUACUGUAUGCUGUAAGUUAACUAUACAGUGAAUUCUUAAUAAAUUCCUGGACAUCAGCAGAAGGCAUGUCUAAGUCUCUUUGCAAACGUUUAACAAUAUAAAAACGUAAAACGAAACAAUAACAUCAUACAAAAUUAAAAACAAGUUAAAAGCAAAAAUAAAUUAAAAACAAGUGAAACACUGUUUGGAGAAGUAUUUACUCUUGCCUAUGUUGAAUCUCCUACCAUUGGAUGCUUUAGAGUUCUUUUUCUCUUCCACUCAUAAUAGUAAAACUCUAUAAUUGCACAGUCCACACCAUGCAUAAGUUUAUAAAACCUCUAUCAUAUCCCCCUUACCUUUGUUUCCCAUGGUUGAUAGAUCAUUAGCAACUAGUAUUUGCAGGCAUGCUGAUUCUGGAGUAGUGUAUAGCUAUUGCAAGUAGUAGCCAUUGAUCAGGAACUUAAUGCAUUUUAAAAUGUGUGUUCUUUGUAGGACUGUGACUCUCGACCAUGCAACAAAUAGUGCCAAAGUGAUUGGUAAAGAAAUGUUGAACAUGUUUCACACGAUGAAGUUGAAUAUUUCUGAUAUGAGAGGGGUAAGUGUUAAAUCACUGAAAUUGCCAAGCUCCUACACACACACACACACACACACACACACACACACUCUCUCUCUCUUCUGCAAAAGUAUUUACUAUUAUUUAAGCUCAAUUUUCCCCUUCAUGGAUCACUGCCUUGCCGUGGCGAAGGGGCUUGAAUAACUCAGAGAAGCUAUGAGCUAUGCUGUGCAGGGCCACCCAAGAUGGACAGGUCAUAGUGGAGAGUUUUGACCAAACGUGAUCCACCUGGAGCAGGAACCGGCAAGCCACUCCAGUAUCCCUGCCAAGAAAACUCCAUGGACAAAGACAACAGGCAUAUAAAAGUUAUGAUGCUGGAAGAUGAGCCCCUCAGGUUGGAAGGCAUCCAACUUGCUACUGAGGAAGAGCGGAGGACAAGUACCAGUAGAUUCAGAGCUGAUGAAGCGGCUGGGCCAAAGCCGAAAGGACGCUCAGUUGCGGAUAUGCCUGGAAGCGAAAGGAAAGUCCAAUGCUGGAAAGAAAAAUAUUGCAUAGGAACCUGGAAUGUAAGAACCAUGAACCUGGGUAAGUUGGAUGUGGUCAAAAAUGAGAUGGCAAGAAUAAAUAUUGACAUCCUGGGCAUCAGUUAACUAAAAUGGACGGGAAUGGGCGAAUUCAGUUCGGAUGACCAUCACAUCUACUACUGUGGGCAAGAAUCCCGUAAAAGAAAUGGAGUGGCCAUCAUAGUCAACAAAAGAGUGGCAAAAGCUGUACUGGGAUGCAGUCUCAAAAAUGAUAGAAUGAUCUCGAUACGAAUCCAAAGCAGACCUUUUAACAUCACAGUAAUCCAAGUUUAUGCACCAACCACUGGUGCUGAAGAAACUGAAAUUGACCAAUUCUAUGAAGACUUACAACACCUUAUAGAAAUGACACCAAAGAAGGAUGUUCUUCUCAUUAUAGGGGAUUGGAAUGCUAAAGUAGGGAGUCAAGAGAUAAAAGGAACAACUGGCAAGUUUGGCCUUGGAGUUCAAAACGAAGCAGGGCAAAGGCUAAUAGAGUUCUGCCAAGAGAACAAACUGGUCAUCACAAACACGCUUUUCCAACAACACAAGAGACGACUCUACACAUGGACAUCACCAGAUGGGCAGCAUCGAAAUCAGAUUGAUUAUAUUCUCUGCAGCCAAAGAUGGAGAAGCUCUAUACAGUCAGCAAAAACAAGACCUGGAGCUGACUGUGGCUCAGAUCAUCAGCUUCUUAUAGCAAAAUUCAAGCUUAAAUUGAAGAAGGUAGGAAAAACCACUGGGCCGGUAAGAUACAAUCUAAGUCAAAUCCCUUAUGAAUACACAGUGGAAGUGAGGAACAGGUUUAAGGAUUUAGAUUUGGUGGACAGAGUGCCUGAAGAACUAUGGAUGGAGGCUCGUAACAUUAUACAAGAGGCAGCAACUAAAACCAUCCCAAUGAAAAGGAAAUGAAAGAAAGCAAAGUGGCUGUCCAACGAGGCCUUAGAAAUAGCGGGGGAGAGAAGGCAAGCAAAAUGCGAGGGAGAUAGUGAAAGAUACAGGAAAUUGAAUGCAGAUUUCCAAAAAAUAGCAAGGAGAGACAAGAAGGCCUUCUUAAACGAGCAAUGCAAAGAAAUAGAGGAAAACAAUAGAAUGGGAAAAACCAGAGAUCUGUUCAAGAAAAUUGGAGAUAUGAAAGGAACAUUUCGUACAAAGAUUUCCAUAAUAAAAGACAAAAGUGGAAAGGACCUAACAGAAGCAGAAGACAUCAAGAAGAGGUGGCAAGAAUACACAGAGGAACUAUACCAGAAAGAACUGGAUGUCUCGUACACCCCAGGUAGUGUGGUUGCUGACCUUGAGCCAGACAUCCUGGAGAGUGAAGUCAAAUGGGCCUUAGAAAGCAUUGCUAAUAACAAGGCCAGUGGAAGUGAUGAUAUUCCAGCUGAACUAUUUAAAAUUUUAAAAGAUGAUGCUGUUAAGGUGCUACACUCAAUAUGACAGCAAAUUUGGAAAACUCAGCAGUGGCCAGAGGAUUGGAGAAGAUCAGUCUACAUCCCAAUCCCAAAGAAGGGAAGUGCCAAAGAAUGCUCCAACUACCGCACAAUUGCACUCAUUUCACACGCUAGCAAGGUUUUGCUUAAGCAGUAUGUGGACCGAGAACUCCCAGAAGUGCAAGCUGGAUUUAGAAGAGGCAGAGGAACCAGAGACCAAAUUGCAAACUUGCGCUGGAUUAUGGAGAAAGCUAGAGAGUUCCAGAAAGACAUCUACUUCUGCUUCAUUGACUAUGCAGAAGCCUUUGACUGUGUCGACCACAGCAAACUAUGGCAAGUUCUUAAAGAAAUGGGAGUGCCUGAUCACCUCAUCUGUCUCCUGAGAAAUCUCUAUGUGGGACAAGAAGCUACAGUUAGAACUGGAUAUGGAACAACUGAUUGGUUCAAAAUUGGGAAAGGAGUACGGCAAGGCUGUAUAUUGUCCCCCUGCUUAUUUAAUUUAUAUGCAGAAUUCAUCAUGCGAAAGGCUGGGCUGGAUGAUUCCCAAGCCGGAAUUAAGAUCGCCGGAAGAAACAUCAACAACCUCAGAUAUGCAGAUGACACAACCUUGAUGGCAGAAAGUGAGGAGGAAUUAAAGAACCUUUUAAUGAGGGUGAAAGAGGUGAGCGCAAAAUAUGGUCUGAAGCUCAACAUCAAAAAAACGAAGAUCAUGGCCACUGGUCCCAUCACCUCCUGGCAAAUAGAAGGGGAAGAAAUGGAGGCAGUGAGAGAUUUUACUUUCUUGGGCUCCAUGAUCACUGCAGAUGGUGACAGCAGUCACGAAAUUAAAAGACACCUGCUUCUUGGGAGAAAAGCAAUGACAAACCUAGACAGCAUCUUAAAAAGCAGAGACAUCACCUUGCCAACAAAGGUCCGCAUAGUUAAAGCCAUGGUUUUCCCAGUAGUGAUGUAUGGAAGUGAGAGCUUGGACCGUAAAGAAGGCUGAUCGCCGAAGAAUUGAUGCUUUCGAAUUAUGGUGCUGGAGGAGACUCUUGAGAGUCCCAUGGACUGCAAGAAGAUCAAACAUAUCCAUUCUUAAGGAAAUCAGCCCUGAGUGCUCACUGGAACGACAGAUCGUGAAGCUGAGGCUCCAAUACUUUGGCCACCUCAUGAGAAGAGAAGACUCUCUGGAAAAGACCCUGAUGCUGGGAAAGAUGGAGGGCACAAGGAGAAGGGGACGACAGAGGACGAGAUGGUUGGACAGUGUUCUCGAAGCUACAAACAUGAGUCUGACCAAACUGCAGGAGGCAGUGGAAGACAGGAGUGCCUGGCAUGCUCUGGUCCAUGGGGUCACGAAGAGUCGGACACGACUAAACAACAACAACAAAGCUCAAUUUUUCCAUUAAGGUUACAGUAUAAGCAGGGUGAUAAAAUUACAAAUCAACGUCAUUGAAAACAGAUCAGGUUAGUACUUUGGUUUGAAUUAAAAUGUCACUUGAAGUGUUUGAGAGACUGGACAGUGACAGUCCAAAUAUUUUUAUUUAAAUGGAGAUAUCAACUCUUGAGUAAUAUCACAAAGACUUCUUGAAAAUAACCUGUUUUGAAAGGCCAGUAUCUCCAUUUUUAGACUUCGUUGAGCUUAUUAUACUUAUGUUUGGUUCUUCUUGGUCACCAUAAACAGAAAGCUAUCGUGUAUACUGCUUACUUAUUAUAUUAUAAGAAUUUAAAUACUCUCCUAUAAGUAAUGUUUAAAAUAUUAGCUACAUAAUUUGUUGAAAAUGGUUUCUCUUUAGAAACAAUGUGCUCUUUUGUUGCUUUUUAGGUUGGAAUUCAAGUACAUCAGUUAGUUCCAGCUAAUAAAACAACUUCAGCUGUACAUUCUGGAUUUUUACCUGGUGGAGCUAAUUCCAUCAUUGAUCUUCUGCAAGUACCAAAAGGAAUAAAAAACUCAGAACAGCAGCACAAGGAAGGUCAGUAAAUGGAAAUUGUGCUUCCUUUCUCACGGCUUCUUAUUGACUGUUUUACACAUUUUUGUUUGUAAACAUUUUUCUUAUUGAUAACUUCUUUGUAUUUCAUUAAUAACUUGUAAUUUUGCAAUAAUAGAAAGUAAAACAGAGUAGUCAGGCUCCUUUAAUUGUAUGUGCUAAGUAUUUCUAAACAGUUAAACUUUUGUCUUUUUUCUGCAUUCAUAGUAUUUGUGGCUGCUGUGGAUGUUGAAAUAUCUUCCACAUCAAAAGCAUGUACAAUUCCAGCGUCUCUGACAUCUAAUGCCAAUCGUGUUGCCAACAAAUCUGAGCCUGUAGUCAGUCUGAAUGGUUUGCACACACCUAUCAGUAUAAAAUCAAGACUUAAUUUAAGUAUUGAGGUACCAUCACCUUCCCAGGUAAAAUUUUCUUUCUGGUAAGAACAAUGUAAAGAAAGGUCUGAAGUUUUUCUUGCUCUUUCUUAAUACAAAACAAAUAAUGGAUAUGAUCCAUAUUUUUAUUCUGUUCCCACCCAGUGUGUGAUACUUUCCAUGAGUCUUUGGAAUGCCUCAAGCAAUAGAUGUGAACACAUUACUACAUUUAAAGUGCAGUCCCAUACAUGUCUACUUGGAAGUAAACAUUUUUAAAGGUUAAUGGGAUUUACUGCCAUGCGAAAGAAUAUAGAAUUGUACCCAUUAGCAUUUCUGUUGGGCAGAAUGGUUUUGAACUAGAGUUAAUAUUCCAUUUUUAAGGGGGAAUCUAGUGGCUGAGUUUUGCUUCAUACUUGAUGGUAAUCUGAUCAAAACACGGCUCUGUUUGGGGAAAACUAUGGGAUCAUAGGAGCUUUGAUGCAUACUGGGUGGCACUGACAGAGCUCAACCUUUUGGAGAGAAUGAUCAGACAUGACCUAUAUUGAGAGAACCUUAGAAUUUUAUUUUGGGCUGUUUUUCACAGAUUAUUAGAAAGAAAGGUUGUACAGUACCUCCUUCAUACUGCAAAAUGUGUAUUGCUAAGGUAUGGGAACAGUUAGUUUUCCCCAGUGUAGUUUCCCCAAUGUAGUUGAAAUCUGUAGGGAAGAUUAUGAGAUAUUAAACUUGUGGAGAAGCUAUAUUUUUCUUCAGACAAUACCGUAAUAAUUUCGUAAUCAUUAUCCUUUGGAUUAAAUCUGGCCCAGUUUGGACAAUCAUAGCUUAAUAAGCUGGGAUAUAAAAGAUACGCUUGUUCACACAUGCAGCGCCUUUGUUUCUCCCUUUGCAGCUUUCCUGAAUGCAGUUAGUCACUAAUUAGCCACGGGUUCCUGUUUUGUCUGAACCAGGCUAUCAUAGCUAUUGGCUUUGAAAAAGUCAGGAUCCUAAAACAUGGUUUAAGUUGGUUUAGGAUCCUGAUUUGGGAAACUAUGGUCAACACUUUCUGGCUUAAUUGCAGCUUGUGCAAACGGAGGAAUGAAGGAGCUAUGUCUAAAUUGGUUAAUUUAACUUUUUGUUAGAUAUAUUGUAUGGAAAAUAUAUUGUAACAAUGAUAAAAUAUUAAUUUAAAAGUACAGUAUAUAAAAUCCUGCAAGAGAACAUAUGCAAAACACAUGUUCUUGGAUGGAUAAGUUGUUUGCAGUUGUUAAUGGCUUCUGUAUGGGUUUUUGCUGUGCAGAUAGCUUUUUGGUCACUAGCAUAUGAGAGAGCUGUCCCUUUAAGCUGUCCCUGCGUCUUGGCUGUAUCAGCACAACAGUGCAUAGAAUGUGGUAUAGCUACACCUAGGCAUUGAUUGUAGGAACAAUAUGCUAGUGUAGAAUGCUCCAUGGGAAGUGAUCCAUAAAUGAAAUAUGCAUCCCAUGUUGAAAAACAAGCCCCCUUGGGAGAGGCUGGCCCCCCUCGCAGGUUCCCGGAGCUUGUUUACCGGUGAUCUGCCCUGGCUGCAAUCCCCCGCAGUCCAGGAGAUCUAGAUAGGCGACAUUUCCCAGCAUGGAAAAUGUACACCCUGUUGCUCUCAUAUCGUAACAUCCCAUACAAACUCUUUCAUUAAUUUUGAUUAGAACACAAAUAACUAGUACAGGGGAAGAAACAGCUUCUUCAGUUAUGCCUUUUGUAUCUGUGCAAUUAAGCAAGCACAAAAUAAUACAAUGGUACCUCUACUUGCGUUCACCUCUGGUUACGUAUCCUUCGGGAUACGUACGUAGCAAACCUGGAAGUAUUUUUCCGGGUUUCGCCCUGCGUGCAUGUGCAGAAGCAGCCCCUCCAGUUGAGAAUUCCUCGGGAUGCGACCGGAGCUCUGAAACGGAUCCCGUUCACAACCAGAGGUACCACUGUACAUAAUCUCCCUCUCCUCCUUGCAGAUGUGUGUGUUUAAAAGUCAUUUCUUCUGAAACUGAAAGAUGAAUGUUGUUUUUGUUCAUAGCUGGAUCAGUCUGUUUUGGAAGCACUCCCACCUGAUCUUCGAGAUCAAAUAGAGCAAAUGUAUUCUCUUCAGCAAGCAGAGACGUGCGAUAGUAGCAAGAAGGAGCCUGUGAAUGGAUACAAUACUAGUUUUCCUCCACAGCCUGUUGGGGCAGUUCUCUUACAAAUACCAGAUGUCAAAGAACCAAGCAAUGAUACCGGAAUAAAUGUAAUAGCACUGCCAGCAUUUUCACAGGUGAAUGACAGUAUGUGUUUGAUAACACACUAGUAGACCUUUGCAUUUAGUAAUAAAGUAUUUGCUCAGGGAUUAUAGAUUUCUAGUUUCCCUGCUCUGAAGAAAUUUGUACUGUCUAAAGUUACAAACAGCACAGUGCUUUUUAUAAUUUAGACUGAUGUUUUAUUAUAAACAUUGAGUAUUACAGUGGUACCUCGUGUUACGUAGCGUCCCCCUUACGAAUGCUGCAGGUUACACGCUCCACUAACCCGGAAGUAGAUGCCCUUUGUUGCGACCUUUGCCCCAGGAUGCAAGCGGAAGUCGCGCUCUGGUGGCGCUGCAGCAGCGGGAGGUGCCAUUAGUGAAAGUGCGCCUCAUGUUACGAGAGGUUUCCUGUUACGUGCGGACCUCCAGAACAGAUUAAGUACGUAACAAGAGGUACCACGGUAAUCCAUUUCAUAAAUGAGACAAAAGUCAGAAAUGUAAACAUCAAUGUUAUACACCAUUGGUAUGACCACAGAUGGAUGUUUCCUUGCUUAGGUGGACCCUGAAGUUUUUGCUGCACUACCAUCAGAGUUGCAGGAAGAGCUGAGACAGGCAUAUGAUCAAAGACAGAAACCUAUAGGGGCAGUUUUCCAGCAAAGUACCACUGGUAAGUCUGUAGUAGAACUUUGUCAAAUAAUGUUCACUGUAAUGGAAAUAACUGAGUGAGGACCAUCUCUUUAGUCAUUAUGUGCUCAAUAACUCUCACUCCUUUUAUUCCCAUUAGCAAAGAAUCCUUUGCCGAACUUGAAGCCUGUUACGAAAAACAAGAAAAGAAGUAGGAAAAAAAACCAGGUCAGCCCAGUAAAAAAGAACCACAGUCCUUUAAAAAACAAGCUCUUUGGGAGUCCUGCAAAAAGUAUGGCAAGUUCUGUUGGGAGCCCACAAAAAUUAAUAGAUGACUUCUUGAAGCAGGAAGGAGGAAUCACUGACAACUCUCAGGUAACUUUAUCACAAAUAAAUACAGCAUUCAAAUAUUUUUAAGCUAAUGUUUUAUUGUUUGCUUGUAUUGUCAUGAGGUUUUUAGUGCUUGAGCUGCUUUUUUAAGGUUUGGAGUUGGGAAUACAGAAGAAAAAAAUCCACAUGUGCAGUACUACUUGUGUAUUUUGUUCAUAAACAGGUGGAAUUGGCACAAACCACAGCAAAUACUUCCACCCCAUCCGUUUCACAGCCACUAUUGUAUGGCGCUACUAAGGCCCCUAAUCUAGCUGGAGCUGUUGAAUUCAAUGAUGUAAAAGCCUUACUCAAAGAAUGGAUUACAACCAUAGCAGGUAAGCUUGUAGUUAUUUCAUUGAAUUGUGUUUUUAUGGAAAUAUUUCCAAUGAAAGAAAUAGAAUUAUCAUUUAAAAGUCUGAACUGGAAGGCUUUGUCUCUCUACUGGAUACCACUAAUUGCCAUUUGACAGACAUCACUGCGUAUUAGGGACCCCUAUUUCUUUCCUUUCAAAUACAGUGAUACCUCGGUUUUUGAAUGUCUCCAUUGACAAACAUUUCAGUUUUUGAACACUGUAAACCUGGAAGUAAAUGCUUCGGUUUUUGAACACGCACGCCUUGGAAGUCAAACAUGCCACGCGGCUUCCUUAUUGUUUUCCGUAUUGAGUUUUCGGUUUUCGAACAUUUCAGAACUCAAACGGUCUUCUGGAACGGAUUACGUUCGAAAACCAAGGUACCACUGUAUAAUUUUAUUUCCAUCAUCUUACUGGGGAAAAGUAAGUAAUACUUUAGCAGUAAUAAGCAUGUGCAGCCUUAUUCUCUUUGUUGCUUGGCAAAAGAUGGGCUCUCACGUAACUCUUCUGUAGUGUUCCAAGGGCAUUCACAUUUCUGAAAGCAUCAUUUGGGCCAUGGUAUCUCCUAAAACAUUGGUUUCAAAUUGCAUAAUGAUCAGAUAUUACAGACUUGAGAUGGUUACUAUUUGUAGGAAGCAGUGGCUCCGCAAGUGUCUGAUAAAUCCUACAAUCAUCAACAGCUCAAGAUUAAUAAUAGGUAAAAAUUUCCAUAUUGAUCUGUGGAUAAAGAUAGUUUGUCAGGAGUACAGGUGCAGUCUUAAUGCCGUGUUCACACCAAAAGCCAGACAGUUCAUGAUCUAAAGAUGAGUUUGCCUGAGGAUUGAAGGAGGUUUCACUGAACAACCUUCUCCAAGAAGGGAAAGGUAGAGAUAGAACUUUACUUGGCUAGGGAAUCUUCAUACAAGGAGGGCUUUAGUUGCCACAGCAGCAGCCUCCAAAUAAUAGCAGAUUAUAAAUGUGUGCGUCACACUACCCUUCCUGACUGAAAGCACAUUUAUUCCUGACCACAUCUACUCAAAGGCAAGUCCUGUUGAAUUAAUCGGUGCUUACUCCUAGGUAUGUGGGGUUAGGAUUGUAUUUAAUAGCCCUAUAUGAACACACUAGACCCCAUGCAUUGACUAAAGGAAAAGGAACUACCAGUUGUUAUUCAGAUGAGCUCCAGGGAGGGGAAGAUCAUCCUGGCCUGAACUGGAUGGCAUCCCUCAAAUAGCUCACUUUGUCCUAGCUGGAAAAUUGACCUCCCUUUUCUUACUUUUUACCUCCACUUCCCUUACUUUGUGGGUCUUUUGUAGUAUGUAAGGCUAGUGGCAGGACCUGUGUAUGUCUCUCUUAUUAUUGUGAGCCACAGUACCACAAGCAGGGUAAAAAUGCAUUAAAUUUUUGUCCAUUUCAUUUCACAGAUCCCAUGGAGGAAGACAUCCUACAAGUUGUGAAGUACUGUACUGAUUUGAUAGAAGAAAAGGAUUUAGAAAAGUUGGAUCUGGUCAUCAAAUAUAUGAAAAGGUAGCUUAAUUUUGGGUCUUACCAAUUCACAUUUUGUUAUAGAACUUUCUUUAUCCAUCUAAAAAGGCAAUUAUGAAAGCUUGAUGGGUGGGGGAAGUGUUAAUUCUCAUUCUACUCAUUCUGUUCAUUUUCCCAACUAAAGGUCUUUCCAUGCGCUUAUUGGGUUUUUUGUUGCAAGGAAUUUGGGCAUUUGUUCUCAUUGUAGCAUUUGUUUGUGGCUAUUGAGUUUUCCAGUGUCACGCUGCCAUGGUAGAUAUGUUCAUCAGAACAUCAGCAAUGCCAUGUCCUUUGUGAACUUUUUGCCUUAAGUUUGAGUUGUAAACAGACAAAUACUUCUGACACUCACUAAAAAUGCCAUUGAAACUAGUUCUUCUCCCCUCCUCCCCAGCAUUUUGAAAGCAGCCAUGGACACCCAAGCACCUUCCUCUUCUGUAGCAAAGGGAGGUUCAGAGGGUUCCCAGUUGGCAGCAGCUGAGUUGGGGCACUGCUGCACUGCAGUGGCAAAGGAAGUGCACUCAUACGUUCUUGUAUAGGCUUGCCAUUUAGUGCUUCUUUCUACAGCAAGAGAGAUUUCCAUCUGCCAACCCAUCAUGGCUGAUUCCCAUUGGGACUGGGAAGGUAGGGACCCCAACAGUAGGUGGAUCUAGAAUCAUUGACAGGCAGAACUAUAGCCAACGACAGGUGGAGGCAGGUAAUGUUUGUCCCCAUAGCUCUUGCCCUGCAUGGGCAACACUGAGACUGAGGAGGAAGCCAAUAGGCAGUGCUGCCCUAUGGACUAGUAAGAAAGAAGGCAAGCAGGUGGGGGGUGGCUGAGGGCAGACUGAGGUUGGCUGGGCCAUUCCCCAGUAGCCCUAAUGAACCACCCUCCACUGUUGCCAACCAUUCAAAACAAACAAACAAACAUAGUCAGUGAAAGAAGUUGAACCCCUCAUGCAAAGCCCUACCAAAUAAGAAGUGGGUGCCUUUGUGUUCCUUCUGUUUGUUUUUUAAAAUUUAUACUAUUCCCCUCCCUUUGGGGACAAUAAGACAGAAAUGAACUCCAAGGCUAGUAUAGUUCACUCUCUGGGAGGCUUUUCGGGGUGCCUGUGUUGGGACUAGGAAGACAUUGGGUCCUUCGGAUUCAAGCUUUCUCCUGGCACAUCCCUUUCCACUGUAGUGAGGUGGCAAUCUGGCAUUGGAUCAUCCUCUGAAGGCAGAGCACUUUGUCUUGACUCUCUGGGAAGGGAGAGCAAGUCCUUGCUUUGCCCAUGAAUCAUCCUCCAAGAGACCAUAGGAUUUCUGGAUUGUAUUUAUGGUUGUUUCAGUGGUAUUCAGUUCUGUAUGUGCAUGUGCAUUUUUCAUUUGAGGGGAAUUUCAGCGUGCACUGGUGGGGAGGAAUAGAAUGCUCUAUCUAAUGUUGGUAGACAAUAGACUGAAGUUGGUGCUACAGUUAGGAAGGGAAAAUGGGUAAUGUCACCCUACCUCAUGGCUGUGAACCAACCAAGCACAGCCAGGCUCCCCACUAGAGGUGAGGGAACAGACCAGGAGAUAGGCAGAAAGACUUCAACUUCUGAUACUUACCAUCAGCCAACCAGAGCUUGAGCAGCUCAGCCCUGGGAAAAUCUAUCUGGGUGGUGGGAUCUGCAGCUGCUCCUUCCCCAAGCAGCUCCUUAGUGCAAAAUAGCAUUGUAAACUGGGUUUGAAGCCACAUCAUGCUAUUCUUGCUUCAGUUACUCAUUUCUCUUCUGUGAAAUGGCUGCAUUUAUUGCCCAUGGGAGUCUUAGACGUUUCCAAAUAGAUACUGGGCCCCAAAAGGUUGGUGGCUCUUGGCUAUUGCACCUUCUCCCCUCUUUGCAAAGCUAUGAAAAUGUGUGGUGGUAAUGAUCAGUCUCUAAGAGUAGACAUGUUUUCCCCCCUACAGGCUAAUGCAGCAGUCCGUGGAAUCGGUUUGGAACAUGGCGUUUGACUUCAUUCUUGACAACGUUCAAGUGGUUUUGCAACAAACUUAUGGAAGCACAUUGAAAGUUAUCUGAACUGAUUUUAUAGGAAGGAUGUGGUGAGAGCCUGGAGCCCUCUGGUAGCUGUGCCAUAAGUGCUUGUGAGGUAUUUGCAAAGUGCAUGAUAGUAAAGCUACGUUUUUAUAAGUUGACUUUUUUUUAAAGAAGAAAGUGUUUUGUACAUUUCCUUUCAAGAAAGUGCCAAAAUUUGUCAGUAUUGCAUGUAAAUAACUGUGUUCAAAUUCUUUUAUUGUAGUAUAGAAUCUAUUUACAAAAUGUUGGUUUAUAAAAGUUUUAUGGAUUUUUACAGUGAAGUGUUUACAGUUGUUUAAUAAAGAACUGUAUGUAAUUUGUACAGAUUCUAUUGUCUUAGUGCUCCAGUUCUAUUAGAGGUAACUCUCUGAGAAGUUUUUCAAGCAACUGUUAACUCAAUGAUGCGAUAAAAUAGCAUUAAUGUUUAACAUUUAUAUAUUCCACUUCUAUCCAUUCAAGCUUACAGACACCAUACAGUGGCAAACAUACCUGUUUAAAGUGGUGGUAUGACAGAAAUACAGUUCUUUUAAAAAUACUCUUUCAUCCUCAUAACCUUUUUCCAAAGUUUGCUUGUUUGCAUAGUGACUUUAGGAGCAGACAAGGAGUUUCUAGGUGUUGCUUCUACUGUGUUGACUAAAAGCAGUGCUCGCUUCCAGUUUCAUGUAAGUAUAGGAUAAAUUCCAGCAAAUUUCAACAUCCUAAUGAUCACAGCUUAUUUCGUUUUAUUUUGUGAUUCUGCUAUUAAAAGCCCAGUGAAAUAUUUGAAGGCUGCAUGUGAAAGAGGCUAAAGAUAUGCAGUGAGAUAUGGCACAGUGUUCUUUAACACAGUUGUAUCCACUGUGGUGCCCUCCCAUUAUCCCAGACUUACUGGCUGUGUUGUUGUGGAAAGGAUGCUGUUGUUGGCUUACCUGUACCUUGCUUCAUUGUCCUAUCUGACUAGUAGAUAUUGGGGGCCAGUGAGGAACUGGGAAGUAGGGACCGAAGUGGGAAGUUCUACCUUCCCUUCCACUCACCCAUGAGUGUCUGCAUCCCUGCAGUUACAAGGGUGAGGGGACACACAUGGUUGAAUGUUUGCAACUAGAUAACCAAGAAGGGUUAGGGGUUUGUGGGUAUGUUUAGUUCCUUAGUUGCAUGUAGGAUCCCGUCAAGAUCUGCCUUCCAUGUCGUAUGUAACUUCAGCAGUGCUGCUCACAUGACAUGGGAUCCUCUCUAGCUUGCACCAUCCUAAAGGUGAUUUAGACUGUGGUUAUGUACACACUUACCCAAUAAUAAGUCCCCCUGAAUUCAGUGGCUAUAAAUACUGGAUUGCAGUGUUAAUCUACUAGUCCCCUUACCAGAUACUGCAAACAGCUCUACAAGAACUGUUCAGUUAAGACAAGACUGCAGCAGUCAUAUCUAGUAUCAAUUAAGUUGCAGCUGAACGAAUUAUUAGGAUCAGCCACUGGUAACAAUUUAACUUGACAGUUAUACAUGUUGCAUGCUGUGCUGCCUUUAUUAGAAGGUAAUUUAACAGGAUAAUGUCCAUUUUCCUUUAUUUUGCAGGUCAACAUUAUUACAGUUUGACAAACUGUGCAAGCAAAGGCAGCCAACUAUGCUUUACAUCAUUGUUUCACACAAAGCAAACACAGAUACCCAAUUGCCUAAUUUUUCUACCUUAAAAAAUUCCUAUAGGCACAAAGCAGAAGAAUGUUGAAAAAUCAAGGGGCAAAAAGAGGUAUGCAUAAAUAAACAAUUCUUACAUCAAAAAAAUUCCAAGAAUCACAACCUCUGCAGGACUUUGGUCAAUCAAAUACUGCAGCACUGAUCUUACCAAGUAUAAAAGUGAAAGUUGAGUUCUGUCAUAAAAAAUUAUUAUUUUUUUAUUUCAGAUGAGAGAUCUGG
Podarcis lilfordi (Lilford's wall lizard) is the source of this 47575-nucleotide messenger RNA. Lineage: Eukaryota; Metazoa; Chordata; Lepidosauria; Squamata; Lacertidae. The record is from the annotation of a GenBank genome assembly.